GGAGAAGCAACUGCUGUUCCUGCAUGCGUGCACGCUCCUACGUGGGCACAUUGCAUUAUUAUUGCCUGGCGGGCAGUGGCGUAGCGUGGGUUGUCAGCACCCAGGGCAAGGCAAGUAAUUUGCGCCCCCUAACCCGUGGAUUUGCGCCCCCUAACCCUAACCCCCAGAUGUUGCGCCCGGUGCGGCCGGCCCCCCUGCACCCCCCACGCUACGCCACCGCUGGCGGGUGGCUUUGAAUGGAGACCCCGGCUGCAAAGCUGCAGCUGCCCCAGCUUGGGAUCUCGUUCUGCCCAAAGGAGCUGAAAAGGUUUUUAAAUAGCAGCAGCAAGUUAUACAUAGAGCGAGCGAGGGGUGGAAAAACGGAUGCUGUAUCUUUAACCCACAACGGCUGGAGCAGAUUUUGUUCUGAGCUAGUUAACAAUGGAAACUUUUUUUUUAAGUGUUUCCCUCCAUCGGUCCUGCCAAGCACCAGAGAGAGAGAAAAAAAAUGAAAAGAAACUUGUUCCGCUGAGUUCAACCCCAGACAAGCUCACAACUUCCUUCCUGCUUUCCGACCCCCUCCCCUCCCUACUCUCUCCCUCCCUCCCUCUCUCUCUCUCCCGCACAUUCAACAAACGUUGAAGAAGCAGCCAAUGACAAGGGCGGUGUUGCAAAAGUCGAGCGCUGAGCACGGCGGCAGAUCGGCCAACAAAACAAAAGUUCUCGAUUCUGCCGACCGAACCAUUCACUCGCUCUUUUGCAGCUCGGCUGCGGGGAGAGAGAGGAGGGGCAGUGAACGGACGCCGGAAAAAGCUGCGAUCUGACUGUUGGAAAUAAUUUCUGGGGUGUUUGGAAGUCUGCGCGCCUUGAUGCUAGGAGAUGUGAACUAAAGGUGCAACAGCCUCUGCGGAACAGGUAAGGCCAACCUCUCCUAUUUCGCUCUGUGCAUACCGCCACCCCCCAGCUCGGCCGAGGGGAUUUCUCCUUUCGCAGACCCUGUAGGAGCAGAAGAGAUUUUUAGGCUGGGUGCGCGGGCGGGCAACGGCGCACACAUUUCACAAUGGCUAUUUCUCAAGAGGUUGCCGAACUGCGCUCUGCUCAACUGGCAAUGGGGCUCCGAGUCCUUGCAGGUUCCUUUGGCAGGGGGACAAGCUACCUUUUGGGGGCAAGAUCCGCUUGGAGUACAAAACCCCCAAAAGUCCUGCGGAGACUUCCAGAGAAGCGAAUUGUAUCCGUUACGAUGAGAGGCGGUUCAGCCGAUGGAGUUAAAUCUGCGAUGGGGGUGGAGGGCGUUGCGAUGCUGAUCUGCAGUUACUCACCUUUGUUUGUUUGUUUGUUUGGGCAGACAUCGCCAACAGUUGUUUGCCCUGUGUAGCGUGACGGUAAGGCAUCCAUCACGGGGUUUAGACUGCGCAUAAACACACAUGGCCACGUCCAGCAUGUUUACCCAAUAUCUAAUGCACAUCGCCUCCUUUCCUCUCCUUCGGCAUUUGGACGCACUCAGAGUUUCCAUAAAAGGGAGCUGUAAUUUUAAUGAGCCGUUCAGGUAGCACAGAGAGCCAGCUAGUACGCCACGGUUGACUCCGGCCCCCCCCCAUAGAUGCAAUAGUGGAGAAAAGUGUGCCUUGUACUUAACCGAGUCACCAAAGGUAUUUGCAGUACUGCUUGUACAAAAACAGUGUAUGCAAGAAUUCUGCAAAGUAAGGUAUAUGUAAACACAGAGAUGCACAGGGAGUCCCCACAGGGGUGCAUUCAGGUCCACAGCUGUGGGUUUUGUUUUGCUAUACAAGCGUCGUUUUACACGGAGCUGCUCGGAAAUGUGGAAUUGCAAGAAAAGUGCUUAAAAGCAGAAUUGCAAAUAUGCAUACAUUAUGUAUAAAAGCAGAGCCACAAGGCAUGUCAUUUGCGGUGUUCUGAGAAGCCAUAGGCAACAAAGGGAGGGGGAGAGGUAGCAUAUGUGCAUAGCAAUGUCAAGAAAAAAAACAGGGAACAUAAGCAUAGCCUUGGUCCAGAGGGUUACACAAUCCUAAGAACAAACUCAUGCGAAUAUGUGUAGCUAUGCACAGUGGGUUUACUAAAGUAAUUAACUGUGCUCACAAAAGUCGUGCUGCUAAUACUAAACAUGGCGCUCGGCUUUAGGAGUCCAUAUCUAGUUUAGUUGUGAUAUUUGGGGGACUUGAACAAGCCACUUUUAACCUUAGAAAUCUUGUAGCAAAAACAUGGGCUUUGCCUUCCUUGCGAGGGUGGAGUUAGAAUGCAAGGAAUCAUAAGUCGGGGGAGUGCUCUGGCAGAAAGGUCCAGCUUGUGAGAUUUCCUUUGGCAUCUGGCUGGUCAUUAUCAGAACAGAAUGCUGGACUAAGUGGGCGUUUGACUGAUCCUUCAGGGCCCUUCUUAUGUCAUUAUGACUUGCAGUUACGGAGUGUUAAAAAACAGUGUGAACACUUAAAAUUCAGCAGCCAGGUUGCUCACUGGGACAAGAUGGUUUAAGCUAGCGGUUUUCAACCAGGGUGCUGUGGAAUCCAGCAGUGUCUUGAAUGACGUUCAGGGGUGCUGUGGGCAACACUGGCCUCUGUCCCUCUUUCCUUCCUUCUCUCCUUGAUGCCUUCUUGCAUCUCUGCCUCCCAAAGACUUGUACAGCUGUUGGUUGCAGCAGCCCUGGCUACAAGCUCCACAGGCAAAUUGGUGCCUCUGGGGCUCGUCAGGGAGUGCUGGUUGCCGGGAGCUGAGAUGGCCUCAGAGUAAGCAAGCAAGCAGCCAAGCCAGCCAGCCCUCCAGCCCUUGCUGUUGGGAAUGGACAGACAAGUCCUAGGCCCCUGUGUGGCAGUGUGAGGAGGCAUCUCUCUUUGGGGUGGGGCAGCUCAGAGACCAGGGGCAGCAGCAGCGACUGCGCAGAGGACUCCCAAGGAAAGGAGGCUAAGUGAACACUCCACAAGGGAGGGUAUUCGAUAAAGGGUGAGAGGCCGCCAGCUCUGCAAACAAGGGGUGACAUAAUCUGGCUCCAGAGCCCCACAAGGGUGCCGCAGAAAGAACAUAGUUGGUCAAGGGAGCCGUGGACUCAAAAAAGUUGAAAAUCUCUGGUUUAAACAUAUAACACCAAAAGUGGUCCAGUUGCACUGGCUGACUAUUAGUUUCUAGGUCCAAUUCAUAGUGCUGGCUUUGACCUACAAAUCCUUAAAUGGCUCAGGACUUCGAUAUGUUUAGAGCCACCUCUUCACAUAUGAACUGAUCCAGACCCUGCUAUCAUCAUAUGAGGCCCUUCUUUGUGUGCUUCCUCUGUGACAGGUCUGGAGGGUGGCCACACAAGAAUAGGCCUUUUCUGUGGUGGCUUACCACUUGUGGUAUGCUCUCCUCAAUAGGCCUUCCUGGUGCCUGCGUUACAUAUAUUUAAGUGCCAGGCAAAAACAUUCCUCUUCUCUUAGGCCUUUGGUUAAUUGAACAAUCUAUGGUCUUUUAAACUGGGGAGGGAGGUAUUGUUUUUGUUUGUUAUUAUGGUGUGUAUUUCUCUGUUUUAUAUUUUAAUCCGCCCUGUGUUCCUUGAAUGAAGGGCAGUGUAGAAAUUCAAUUAAUUAAUUAAUUAAUUAAUAACAAUCAUAAUAUUGUUGCAAUUUCCAGAGUUUUGUGGCACUUGAAAUGAACAAAUUUAUUGCGGGUUUUGGGGAAGAGUCCACGUAAUCAGUUACGUAAAGUGUUGCUCUUGGGACUAAACUAGACAAGGCAAAGGAGAUCUAUGAAUAGGAACUCCUACAUUUUUUAAAAAAUGCUAUUAAUAGCUGUGGGGUGGGGAAAGGAAUUCCGAUCUGGACCUCAGUGAUGAGGGAGAGGAUGUGAGCCCUUUCGCCUGUGCAAUUUGCCUGAUUAAAAUUGCUUCUCCAGCUGUUAUUAGCACCAUGUGGCAAAGCAUACAGGUAUUGGUGAGGAACUGGGAAAACAAUGCAAAGGGAUAGGAUUAAAUAUUAUUCUAUCACCAUGAUUCAGCUUAUAUUUGCCCAUGGCUGCUUUUUAAAACCAUGGCCAAUCGAGUUCAUAGUUCUCUCUAGGUUGUGCCUUCAGAGGGUGGAAAUAUACAGUGCCUACCAAGGCUAACACUUUCAUGCAUUUGAUGCAGGGCACUUGAACCACUAAAGGUUGUGCCACAAUAAAUGUGUUGAUCUUUAAGGUGAUACAAGGCUCACUGUUGAUAACAUUAACUCUUGACUAUUUACAGGGUGGGACAUAUAUGUUCAGGGACCAGAAGGCUAUAGUGUAACACCACACGGGGAUAAGAUGUUCUUUUUACUGAUAACCACUAGCAUCAUAAUAAUCUUCAAAGGUUUGCACUGAAAGAUGAGAGAAAUUCCACCAUCUUAAUGAUUCUUUAGCCGCUUUGUUUUUAAAUACAAAAGGAAGUGCAUCAAGGAGUAACUAUUCUGUUUUAGAUUAUCUUGAACAGGCAUCACAAAAAUUGGUGCACACAGCAACACUGCCCUAGAAUACUUUAAUCGCAUGUGCUUAUUGAAAUAUAUAGGCAUCAAUAAUAAUAGUCACAUCUUUCCUCUAAUGUAGGGAUAGAGGCAUUUGGCCAAGUGGCACUGGUAUGGGAUUCUGGUAACUGCAUUUGCAGCCAAACCCUAUGCAUAUCUACUAAGGAGUGAUUCCCAUGAAAUUCAGUGGGGUUUAUUCUUAGAAAAGUGUGUAAAACUAGAUUCCAUCCAUGAAGUAACUUCACGCAGGUUUCAGCAUGCUGUCCAGCAUCUCACAAAUUCAGAAUAGUAAACUACUGAGCAAAGCUAUGUAGCAACUACAAAUGUGCUUAGGUGCAGUGGUGCAUAGUAGCAUGGUUUGGUAACUGCUCAUCUAAAAUUUGUGUCUUAUGAGACCUUGUAAGUAGACAGAUGCAAAAACCAAAUGCUUAUUCAUGUAGCCAGGCACAUAAAAUUACCUCUUAGAAGUUUUAUUUACAGUUAAGUAGCGUACAAAUUUUGUUAAAUAAAUAAAUGGGCAGCUGAAUUCACAGAGGUAGUAACAAUGUGAAAUCCAUUAAAUGCACACAAUAAAGGUCUGCAUUACACAACUUAGCAUUGCUGAAUCGGGACUAGAGCAAACCACACAGAUGCGUAUCAGACUUAAAAGCUGCAAGUGUUUCUAUGCCCAAAUAUUUAGUGGCAUUACAAGUUACAAACACAACAGUACACCCAUACAUAAUAAUAUGUGCACCUGUACCAACUCUGGUAUAGGAGGAAGUAACUGCGCAUUGUGUGACCCAAUCCUAUGCAUAUUUAGUCAUAAAUAAAUCCCACUAAAUUCAGUUGGUGCUUAUUCUCACAAAAGUUCCUAAGACUUGGAUAGCUCGUUUAUACAUGAAGUAACUCUGCCUAGGUUUCAGCAAGUUGCCCACAAAUUCAAAUCAUAUGCCAAGGUAUAUAGCAACUGACAGUGUGCACAGGUACAGUGUAAGGUAGUAUGGUAUAAAAUAAAGGAAUGGUGUGAAGUACGAUAGUUCACAUCCAAAGAGACAUGUCAGUAGCUCUCCUUCCCUCAGUCUUGUCAUGCCUUUUGUCUUUACAGCUCAGUUUUCCACUUCAAAUAGGCCCAUGGCCAUGGGCUGCUGCCCCCCAAUCAAGUAAAUAAUAAAAAAUGCUUAACUGCCCAAUCGUGUCACAGGUAGCUUGGUUCUGUUCCUCACCCUAUAAAUCCUGCCCUCCUAACAUAAAUCCUGACUACGACCAUGAUUAGGCCCAUUAGAUUCGUGAGUCUCUCUGCAUCCCCACCACAGUCUCUCGGGCCUGCAUCUAGGGCUGCCCAUUACACAUUCCCCCACAACUCUUGCCUCCAUUUGUUUUAAAUAAAUGGGGAGGGGAGAGCUCAACUUUUAGUCACACCACCUCACUUCCUCCACCCUUGUGGAUACAUCUUCACCUAUAAUUUCCUUCAAAGCAAUGGCCAGAGCUAUUACCAUCCCUCCGCACCCUACCAGCAAGUCUAAGACUUAUUUGCCCAAACUUUAAUGUCAGAGUUAAGAUCUGGGGGCUAAUAAGGAGAUUUGCCCAUGGCUCCUCACUGUGCCGCAAUCUUUUUGAUCUCUUCCAAUAGCAUCCUCCCUGGACCGCCCUGCUCUGUGGAGGGGGGGGGGGGACUGUUGGGUUGUUUUAUUUUUAUUAUGUAUUUUGUGAUUUUAUAUCUUGAUUUUAUUCUGUGAACUGCCCUGAGACCCCUGGGUAUAAAGCAGUAUAUAAAUUCAAUAAAUAAUAAUAAUAUGCCUGGUCCAGAGGCACUCAUGUGUCCGCAGAUCUCACUUCUCUCAAUACUGUAUGCCUGUGACUGUGCUUGCUUCAGGGAAAGUUACUCAUCCAGUCGAUAUAAGUGCUUUCUUUUCUCUUUUCUUUUCCAUUAUUUAUAUAUCCCCGAGGCUGUGCCAUGGCAUUUAAAUCAGAGGGGCUAUGAUUUUGAACUCGUAUGGUCUCCGCAGGUUCAGUUUAAUGUUGGGUUUAAUGGAUGAAAUGCUGAAUUUGACCAAAGUACGGAAUGUUCAAGGGUCUCCCCUCUCCGCCUUACAUUAAAAAUACAGCGCAUUAAACAUUGCGGUAGAGGGGUGGGUGGGGGAAAUAAUGGGUCGGUUGUUCGCCACUGAAGGUUUUUGGUUUCCCCCCAGCCGGAUUUGAAAUAAGGUUCCGUUUGAUAUCUCCGCUGUCUGUGGAAAGGCACAUUAAAUUGAGCUCUGGUUUGCCGUGCGGGCAUUUAAACGCUCUCCAUAGUUUAAGAGGAGAGUCUGAGCCGCAGCUACUCCCUCAUGCCGCCAGCCCGGCCCAUGAUCCGCGGGCUUCGCCGCCAUUGGCCGAGCCGCGAACGUCGCGGCCAAUCAGCGCGCGCGACUAAAGACGCCUCGGUUUUCCCGCGCUCACUGUCCCUCUUCUCUUUCCCUCUCUCCUCAGUUGUUUAUGGAGCGGCGGGCCGGGGCCAGCACACCGCCUCUGCGCUUCUUCGGCUGCUCCCUGGGCGAUGCUGCAGCCGCCACUACUACUGCCGCCGCCACCGCCGGCCCUGAGAGGACGUGGGCUGCUCGGCAGAGGCUGACCUGGGAGGAGGAGAAGGUGGCGGAGGAGGAGGAGGAGGAAGAAGCGGACCCUUUACUAUGGCCGUGUCCUGCUAUACGCUCAACAGCCUAGUGGUCAUGAGGAGCGGCGAGGAAGACGAGGAGAAGGGCGGCUGCGGAGGCGGCAGGAGCAAGACGCCGCCCGUCACGCGCAGGCAGGUGUUGCCUGCCCUGGUCCCGGGAACCGAGAGGCACAGCAGCUACUGCCCGCUGCCCGGGCGCUCCAGCGCUCCUGCUGCCGCCACCCCAGCUUUCCUGUUCCCGCCGGCGGAGCCGCUGCUGCUGCAGGCAGGGGGCGAGGAGGAGGCUGCGCCCCGCGGGCCCCGCCGCCGGCUUAGCAGCCCCAGCUGGGCGAGCCCCCCUGGCCGCUCGCCUUCGCCCGGCUUGGAAGAGGCGCGCAGGACGGCGCGGCUCCUGCAGCGGCAGAACGUGCAAGUGACUCAGAAAGUGGGGCUCUUCGAGGCGCACAUCCAGGCGCAGAGCUCCGCGGGCGCCUUCCUCCUCAAGAGUCCCGGCGCGGGCAGGAGGAGGAGGUCGCCUUCGCCCAGCCCGGCUCGGGGCGCGCAAGUGCUUGGGCGCGCACCGGAGGCGGGGUCGGAGCGGCGGCAGGAGGAGGAGGAGGCGACCGUCGAGGGGCCGGAGAGCCCCCUGGCCCGGCUAGAGAACACGGCGAGGACGCCGGAGCAGCAGGCGGAGAAGAGAGAGACGGAUUCUCCGGUUGCGCAAGGCGCGAUGGAGACGGAGAACGGGCCCCUUCUCAGAGCCCAGCGCCCGGAGGAGGAGGAGAUGGGCGGCGGGAGAACUGGAGCGCAGGAGUCCAAAGAGUUGGAGAGCAAGUCGCCUCCGGCGCGCGUCUCCGAGGGGAGGGAGAAAGGGGACCCCUCGCCAAAGGCGCACCCUCGGGGCGCGAUGGACAGGGCGAAUGGGGCUUCCAGGACGCAGGAGGAGAGGAGGCCGGGGUCCGGUGGGGGGCAGGACUCGGAGAAAAGAAGCGACUCCUCUGAAUGCCAGGACUCCAGAGACGUGGUGAGCGCGAGGAGAUGUCAAGGGGCGACGGGGAACGGGAGGCAGCUCCUGGAAGACGAUGCGCGGCGUUCCCGGGGGCCGCCCAAGGUGAGCGGGUCCUCCAAGGCUCCAGAUUUCUUAGAAGGCGCGCAGGGGAGGAGCGGCUUUCGUGGAGGGCAGGGCUCCGACGCGACGGAGAAGCCCCUUGGAGAGCCGCUCCCGGCAGGAGACCCGCCUUGUGUUGCCAAGACUGACGGCGAGGAGGGUAGCAGCAGCAGCUGCUUGCUAGUUGUGGAGUGCUCGGCCAAGAAGCUGCCGCCGGCACCCGAGCCCUCCCCAGACAUUAUGGCUGAAGCUAACGGAGCUGGGCUGCAAGAGCAGCAGCAUCCUGGGGGGCAGCAGCCUCUGCCUGUGACCUCGGCAGCCCUAGAGCAGCAGGAGCAGGGAAAGCCCCUGAUGGAAGCUGAGAGUUGCUGCGGAGGAGGAAGCAGCAUCCCUGCUGUCAUAGUGACUGACCUGGGUGCUCAGGAGGAGGAAGAGGCAGGAGGAAGCCCCCGAAAGAACAUGCCUGUCAGGAAGUUGUCUUCCUCCUCAGCCUCUUCCACAGGCUUUUCCUCAUCCUGGGAAGAGUCCGAGGAAGACAUCUCCAGCGAUCCCGAGAGAUCCUUGGACCAGAGCCCAGCCUUCCUGCAAACCCUGGAUAAACCAAGAGUGGUAAGUUCUGAGCAAAGCAAGUGUCAGACAAUAAGAGAGAUUACCAGCAGGUUUCUCAGUAGCUUGCCUCUGCAGGUGAUGGGCGUCUCCUCUGCCCUUUUCGGAAGGGAAUCCUCUUAAAGAGGAAUAAGUUGUUCACUCACUUUUCGAUCUGUUUCUGUUCUGGUGCUUAUGAUCGCUUUACUUUUACUUUUGCCUUCCCUUAAUAUUUCGUGUGUUUGGCUUAUUCCAUCAAGUUUCAUUCUGCUAAGAGUGAAAUGAGAUAACCCACAUCUUCACGCUAAGAAGUCACACAACUGAUGUUUCCAUUAGGUGUGUUCAUCAUUAUGUUGUGCGGGAAAUCUGGAAAAUGGAAACAGAGUUUGGUGGGGGAAAGGAACCAGAACAGGGUGGUAACACCUCAUCUUGAGGGUACAUCCAGAGGUGCCAGAGGGCAAUGGGCACCAGGGCUUCUUGCGGUAUGACAGAGACCACCAUGCACUCAGAGUGGUUUGAUUUAAACAAAGGUGAUUUAAAUUGUUUGAAUUGUUAAGGAAAAAGAACAAAUUAAAAUGAUUGAUUUAAAUGCAGUUUCUUAUUUUGAAAUUCCUGUAAAUUUGCACAGGCAUGCUUACUAACUGGUUACUAUGAUAAUUUAAAUGUAUUAGCUUUUAAUUAAAUAGAGUCUUUAUGCAUAGCUGAGUCAGGAGACACAUUUCUCUCUGGCACUCUCUUUACACAUUCAAGAAUAUUAAACAACAUCUCUUACUUGAUGGCUAAGUAAGAGUAUAUUUAUUUGGAAGGAAGCCCCACUGAAGAAAGUGGAACUUCUGAAAAAAUAUUGCACAGAAUUUCACUUUGAAGUAUUGAGACCAUAAGGGCUAUUAUCUAUUGAGCAAAAUAGUGUUUAUUAAUGUGAUUGAGAGAAAUGUCCAUGGCAUUUGGUUAGUAGGCUCAUAAAUAUUCAUAACAUGAAAACUGAACAUAUUGCAGAACUCAGGAAGUUGAAGGGUUUAAUUAGGAGUACAUGAUCACCCAUAUGGGCUCUGUGGAUGAUCCUGGCAGUAUACAAGAUGGCAUCUUUUGGAUCCUAGUACCAGUGACGGCUUGCUAGACUCUGGGUCCAGGAGGAAAUCAGCAAUAAUAAAUUCAAUACAUGCUUCCCUUGUGUCAUUUAUAAUGCUUAGCAUUAUAACUGAAAUAGUUUCACCCAGUGUUAUUUUUUUACACAAACCUUUCAUUAACUCUGUUUGAUAGAUGGCCUUAAUUAGGUUUUAAGAUAUUUUAAGAUACUUUAACGUUUGUUUAUAUAGGAGAGACAACUAUAAUUAAUUACUUCUGAAAUAAAAAAACUCCCUAUUGUUUGAAUUUUCAAAAAUAGGAUUUUCAUUUAAAAAGACACACGCACCUUCCAUUUAAAUCUCCCCAGCACACACAGGACACUUACUUCAGUAUGAUCAAAUUAGUUUCAUAUGAAUCCCACAACAGUGAUUGCAGUUGUUGACGGGAAACGGGGUGUUGGUGGGGAUGCAUUUUUUUGCACCUGUCCUGAUGGUUUUCAGAUUCUUGUGGGCCUCUGAGUCCAAGUGUCCAGCUGCCCAUAAUUGAAUUCCAUAUGGAUUUCCAACCUAAGACGAGGGCAGAAAGUCAUCUCACAGUGGGAAAAAUAGUUCAGGGCAUUUGUUAGAGCUGAGAGAGCUUCAGCUGUUAACACUUGUCCCAGAUGAUUAGGAAAAAAUCAUUAUUUGUCAUCUUCUUAAAAAGCCAAACUUGCUAGCUUGCCAGACUCUUCUGUUUCAUUGCUAAGACCCCUUCAGCUGUUAUUAAUCAGGAAUGCUUCAUGCUUUUAUUCUCAAGUAAAAGACAAAGCAAGUACCAUGCUCCCUCUGUCUGACUUAGCUGUUUGCACAGAAGUCAUAGCCACUCAUAACCUGAAAAUUGUUUGACUAUAAGAGAAGUUCCAUACAGACUUCAAGAAGUAUCUGAAAGGGAGAAAAUAAUGUUUUUGACACAUUUACCUAACCGAACUAAUGUCUUCAUCUUCAAAUGUGUUCAAGGGCAACAUCCACAAGCUUAGCAAAUAUAUGGUAAUCUGUUGAUUAUAAGGAUUCUAUUACAAUAUUUUAGCAAACCUAUCAUUUAACUAUAUUAAAUCAUGUUGUUGUUGUUUAGUCGUGUCCGACUCUUCGUGACCCCAUGGACCAGAGCACGCCAGGCACUUCUGUCUUCAUAUUAAAUCAUACUUGUGUCCAUCUUUAUAGACAUGCAUAAGAUGAGCAGGUUGUUCAUAAAUCAUUAUUAUUAUUGUUGUUGUUGUUAUUAUUUAAACUUAGUAGUUGCUUGUCACCCAAACAGUCCCCCCAAGUGAAUUACAUUUUUAAAAAAACAUUGUUGUUGUUGUUUAGUCGUUUAGUCGUGUCCGACUCUUCGUGACCCCAUGGACCAGAGCACGCCAAAAAACACAUAAAUACAUUAUAUCAUAGAAAAGGUGGGAGAAUCAUAUAACACAUUCAUAUUCCAUACAACAUUUUGGAAAAAGGAAAAAACUAAAACCACUCACUUCCCAUAACAGUGAUGGAAAACAUUGGCAACACCUUAACAAUAAACCAAAAAAUACUCCCAUCCACCAGCAUAAAAAAAUUAAAGCUCAACAUGGACACCCCCCUCCGUAGUCCAAAAAUCAUUCAUGUCAACAUUGUGAUUUUUAAAUCUACCCACUGUACCCAGAAUUCUAGGGUCAAGGCCAGCUGCUGUAUGUCAGUGCAGGGUGGGUCCUCCAGGAAUGGUCUUCAUCAAGUUUCUUGAUCAUUGUCAAUUGAGGCUCCGGUGGCCCCUGUGGCUAGAAGUGCCUUUUAUCAGCACUGACAGGUACAUUACCUGUGGCCAUUCCUGAACAGGGAUAACCUGACUACUGUAGUUCAUGCAUUGGUAACCUCAAGACUGGACUAUUGCAGUGUGCUCCAUAUGGUGCUGCCCUUGGUAGCCUCUGCUGGUCCAGAAGCUUCAAGUAGUGCAGAAUGUUGCGGCUAGUCUAGUGACAGGCAUACAUGAUACCAAUGUUAAAAGGCCCAUACUACUUUCCCAUCCACUACGGAGCCAGGUUCAAGAUUCUACUACUAGUGUACAAAGCCCUGAAUAACUUUUACGCAGGAUACCUUAAGGAUUACGUCACCCUUCACACCCCAAGUCAAUCGCUGAGAUCGUUGGGGAGAGCAGUGUUAAUGGUUUCCUAUGGGUCAGAAGCAUGAAUCGUAUAAAUGAGCAAUUUGGCCUUCAGUGUUGUGGAACUCCCUCCUACAAGAAGUUAGACAGGGACCGUCUCUGCUGAGUUUCAUAUACCUAGCCAAGAUUUUUAUUUCAAGAGGCCAUUGCACCCUGAAUGCUUCUUAGAUGUUUUUCUUUGUUUUAAAAAAUAUUUUAGAUUUUUAACUUCCGGUAGUUUAAGUUAUGCUUUAAAUUUUGUAUGUUCUAUAUUUUAUUGUUGUAAGCCACUUUGGGACCUAGAUGGUGAAAAAGCGGGAUAUAGUUUCUUAAAUAAAAUAGAUAUAAACUGUAUCAGUGGAAAAUAGCUUAGUGUUGGUGUGUUGCAAAGGAGCAAAUGGCAAUAAUUGUUAGGCUUAUGACCUCCUAGGUUAAAGACCAACAACUGUAUUGUGGUGCAAGAUUUCAUGGGCUAAAGCCCACUUCGUUAGAGCAGACUUCAGUAUGUGACAGCUCAUAACAAAAUAUGUUUGUUAAUUAUUAAGGGGCCACAAUACUUGUUUUUGUUGCAACUAAUUUUACUGUAAUUUACCGCUUAGCUUAGCUGCAGUUGUUGGGUAGUAAAUUGCCUAAUAUGUGCUUAUUGUAAAAUAUGAAUACAUGCUGUGUGAGAUUUCUCCAAAUAUUGAGGAAAGAUUCCCCUGAACCCCCUUGAUCUUGUCAAGUGUUGGGAUAAUUUCAGAAAUGCAUUGUGGCACAAUAACUUUUGUGUGUGGGAAUUUGUGGUUAUAGCAGCAUUAAGGUGUUCAUCUCUCUUCCUUUUUUCAUGCUUUAAUUAUUGGCCCAGCCACAUUGUGCAAGACUGGCUGAUUAUCUGAUAUUUUUCUGAUAAACAACAAAGACUAACUGCCAGUACUUGAACAACAGCAAGAAGAAGGCUAUCUUUUUACCAGUGUCAGAAGGCAGGAUUUCUCACCCUUAUAUUCUGGGCAAGGCAAGGACAUAAGGAAGAUUAGUCUAGUAGAAUGGUAAAGGUAAAGGACCCCUGACAGUUAAGUCCAGUCGCAGACACUCUGGGGUUGCGGUGCUCAUCUCGCUUUACAGGCUGAGGGAGCUGGUGUUUGUCCGCAGAGUUUUUCCAGGUCAUGUGGCCAGCGUGACUAAGCCACUUCUGGCGCAACGGAACACCGAAACCAGAGCAGCACAUGGAAACACCAUUUGCCUUCCCGCCGGAGCGGUACCUGUUUAUCUACUUGCACUUUUUGGCGUGCUUUCAAACUGCUAGGUUGGCAGGAGCUGGGACAGAGCAACGGGAGCUCACCCUGUCACAGGGAUUCGAACCCCCAACCUUCUGAUUGGCAAGUCCAAGAGGCUCAGUGGUUUAGACCACAGAGCCACCGCAUCCUUAUUAGUCUCGUACCUUGACUAUUUUGUCCUUAGAGUGGGACCCCCCCCCCCCCCUUAUGGUGCAUGGGAUGGCAGAGAGAUUGUUGGUAAGGAGACACUGGGCAGGGGCAAGUUAACACUAGGAUGUAAGCUGGUUUGCAGGGUUCCUUUGUUCAAGAACAAGGUUUCACUAGAUUAAUCCAACUCAUCUAUCAUCCUCUUCAGCUUCCUGAUUAGUCAAAAGAGCAGCAGGACUCAUUCAUGAAAUAAAGAAUUCAUGGGCAUCUUGACCUUGCUCCUGCCCAUUGAAAAUGUAUAAGGGAGUGAGUAUCUGAAUACAGGUAACUUGCAACUUAAGCACGUUUAACGUGUUAUUUCAGUUGUACAUAGUUCACGGCUAGCCAGUUGAAAUCACAGAAAUCGAAUGUAUGGAAGGUGAAGAGCUUAAAAGUUCUCUUUGUUCAGGGUUUUCCUGGCCUGGAAAGAGCUUUUAAUAAGCUCUCUGCCUUACUUGGGCUGCUGCUGGUAAGACCCAUUCAGUGUGCCAGCUCCGAAAGGUAGGACUGCUCAUGUGGAGACAGUUUUGUGUCCUCCAGGGGGUGGUUUGAGUAUACACAUUUUUGCGUAUAUGCAGCACCCUGAGAGCAUAACCCCCGCAUAUGAGGCAAGUUACCUGUAUGUGCAAAUGCAAUCCUGUGGGCCUCUCCCGUGACAGUCGGAAUGCAAGUGUGGGCAUAUAUUUAUUGGCAUAUGCAUGUACACACACACACACACACACACACACACACACUUUAUGAGCUCUCUUAAUGUUAGAUUUUGUUGAAGUGAGUACAACAGGAGAGAAAUCAUAAAAUCUGACUGCAAGCCAAACUGACAAUAUAUGACAAAAUGGAUAUUGAACAUACAGCUCUGUAUACAAUUGACAGCAAACGAUGUUUCAGUAGUUCAAACCUGGCAGCCCAAAUGCAGCCUAUUAAUUCCAUGUAAUCCUGCUACCUUGAAUGACCAAACUGACCCCAACCUUACAAUGUAUUCUGCCCCCUCCAGGGACCUUGUGCAUUCCCAAUAGUUCUGAAGUUGCAAACAUGUCUUAUUUGCGUUUGUGUUAUUUCCAAAGGGAACAUACAUAUAUUUAAUACAGCACUUCUGUCCUGAAAGGGCCUUUAUGUAACUUGAAACCUUACCAUCACGGUCUGCUUGUAAUCUAGUUAAGUAUCUGCUUCAACUAACUUCGUGCAUCUUGAUCCUGAAAGGCUGAAGACAUGGCAGCAUGAACAACAUUCGCAAAGCAGCAACCUAUUUUUUAUCAGUUUCCGGCUUGUGGCUCGGAAGUUUGUUGCCAGCCUUUUAACAACUCUUUUGUCAAAAUGUGUUUAUAUUUUAUUUUAUUCUGUGAGACCUUUUAGUCUACUGAAACUUUGGAAAUCACACUGCUCUCCAUUCUAACCCUGGAGGAAAAUUUGUUUGUUAUUCUACUUUGGGCUAGGCUACUACCUACACAGGAGAGGUGGUGAUAUGCAUUAGGAAAAUACCUUUCUGGGAUGUACACUUAAGUGCUCAGUCAACAGAAGGCUCGCUCUGACCUUUUUCUAAGGCCGUACACUGCCUGAUUAAGGAACCUUUCAGGAACAUCCGGUUGUCUAUACUAACUCCUGGAUGUUCUCUGUGGGGAAGACCUUGUGUUGACAUUUCAACACAGUAUCACCUAAAGCUAUUUUGUUUUCCACAGCACCAAGUGUCUUAGCUAGGCAAGUAUCUCAGAUAAAAGGCGAUGUAUGGUUGAUCUCCCUGCCCCCAACUUUAGCUUGAUAUCCUCAAGCCCUGAAGAAGAUGCCAUUUUUGCUGCUGUACUGUGAGAGACAAUACAUGAUUAAAUCAGUCUAGUAUUUCGUAACCACCUCUGAAGUUGUUCAGCCCAACCCUACUCGUAUACAAACUGGUAUGCAGCUCCUACGUUACUGUCUGCAUAACAGUCCUGUAGCGUCGACUGUAGUUAUUCUCAUUUUGUUGAAAUGGAGAAGAAGGCACAGAAGGCUGUCUUAUGCUGAAUCAGUCCAUUGGCCCUUCAAGUUUAGCAUUGUCUACACUGGCUGGCAGUGACUUUCCACAGGGUUUCAGACAGGGGAUAUUCCUGACCCCUCCUUGGAGAUGCAAAGGAUUUAACCUGGGGCUAUUUGCAUGAAAGGGAAACCUGUUGAGCUCAAAUGUUUGUGUUGCACACCGCUUUGUUUCAAUAGGGAAGCAGUCUAGAGAUCUAAAAGUGCGUGGAAGGAUACACAAAUGGCAAUCCAGCAUUGUGGAAAGUCACAGCGUCAUCUUGUUGUGGAAACUUGAAAUACUCUCCAAAGCACAUAAGCAUAGGAAAGGGCAUGUUGUAACAGUUAUUCCAAAGGAAGAGGAGGUGAAUCAGAGUGAUGAGCUUGACAUCUUUGACAGGCUUGGCUGCUUAUACCGUCUGGCCAGAGUGUGGGGCUUUACUAAAUCUGUGUUUUGCAAGUUGGAGAGGAAUAUAUUCAGCUCCAAAAGGAUGGAGGACAGAGUGAUCCAUCAGUGGUGUUGCUUAGUGCAAUUGUCUGGAGGAAGCCCUUGAGGCUGACUACAUGGUGUACCUGUCAUGCAUGAGUCAUCAUAAAUGUGUUCUAAUAUUAUAAUGUUGUAUGCCCAGGCAUGGAGAACCCUUUUAGAGCCAAAGGCCCCAUUACUCCUCUGGAACACUGUCAGGGUUACAUUCCAGAACCACAAAGAAUCAACAGAGAGAGACAGAAUCGCACAUGUUAACCCUUUACUCCACCCAGCCUUUCCACCCUGCUCAGCUGUCUCUGGAGCAGGCACUUCCAAAUACCUCGAACUAUCAAUUGUACCACAUUAGUUGCCAACACUGGAAGUUAAUUCCUAUUAUGUGGUGCUUUAUGAAUAUCUGUUCCAUCUUUUCUAGGUAUUGUAGGAAAGCUCACUUCUAUUUCAUUGCUAUAAGACCUGAUCGGAUUGUUAUUGUUUCUUUAGCUUUUUGCAUUUCUGCUGCUUUUUGCCUUGUAGCAUUGAAUCCAGUUCUCAUCCCCUUACUGCUUAGAUGUUUUAAGUUGUAUAGAGGCUGCCACGUUAUAGGCAGUGACACAGCAAGCAUUAUAUGGAGUAGGGCUCGGACAACAAUGCAGAUUUAUGGUGAUGAAGGUAAUAGGUUUUUUAUUUAGUUAGCAUGUAUGUUUUUUACCUUGCUCGUCAGCUGAAAAGCUUGCAGAUCAAUAAAAAGAAAACAAGAUCAUCCCUGGCCUUGGAGUUACGAUUUAAAAGGCGUGACACAAAAAGAACAAGGGGUUCAGAGGGAGGAAAAAGCAAACUGAGUCACUAGUUCUGAAGUUCUAAGGGUGACUAAUUUAGAUGGAAACAGUUCAGGUAGUCUGAUGGAACAACUAUUGCUAGGUGAUAGAUGAGGGAGAAAAAGAACCAAAGGCAGCUGGUGACUCAGCAGAGCCGAUGAAAAAUCUCUGCUUCUCACCCCUCCCUCUUCUGCAGCCUGAUGGAAUGGCUGUUAGGGAGCAGGCAUUACAUAUACAAGGUACUAAGUUGUAUUUGGUGUACUGUAAGCAUUCCUGUGCACUAGAAGUUGGGGUUCACCCUAUAAAGUCGAUUGCCUGUAGGUUCAGGACAGAGAAGUACUUUUUCUGCAUAGCACAUGGUUAGACAAAUGAUGGAACUCCCUGGCACAAGAUAUGUUGAUGAAGUGCAGCUUAGAGCAAGCAGUAGGCAAGGAGAAUAGGCCUAUCUAUCCAUCCAUAAAGGUAAAGGUAAAGGUACCCCUGCCCGUACGGGCCAGUCGUGUCCGACUCUAGGGUUGUGCGCUCAUCUCACUUAAGAGGCCGGGAGCCAGCGCUGUCUGGAGACACUUCCGGGUCACGUGGCCAGUGUGACGAAGCUGCUCUGGCGAGCCAGCACCAGCGCAGCACACGGAAACGCCGUUUACCUUCCCGCUAUAAAGCGGUACCUAUUUAUCUACUUGCACUUAGGGGUGCUUUCGAACUGCUAGGUGGGCAGGAGCUGGGACCGAAAGACGGGAGCUCACCCCGCCGCGGGGAUUCGAACCCACAGCGCCACCCGCGUCCCAAGUUUUACCCACAGAGCCACCCGCGUCCCAAGUUGGGGUUCACCCUAUAAAGUUGAUUGCCUGUAGGUUCAGGACAGAGAAGUACUUUUUCUACAUAGCACAUGUUUAGACAAAUGAUGGAACUCCCUGGCACAAGAUAUGUUGAUGUAGUGUAGCUUAGAGCAAGCAGUAGGCAAGGAGAAUAGGCCUAUCUAUCUAUCCAUCCAUAGCUGUUGCCUAUUACAGCUAAGGGCGAAGUCUCUCAUGUUCAGAGGCCGUGCAUAUCUGAGCACAGGGUGUCCAGGACAAGCAGAGAAUGACCAUCCCUUUAAUGCCCUGCUUACAACCCUGCAGAAGUAUCUUCCUAGGCUAUGUUGGAGACAGAAUGCUGGGCUAUAUCAGCCCUUGGUCUUACCCAGCAAGGCAGUUCUUGUGUUCCUAUCCCACGCAAAAUGGAAUUUGCAGAAUGUAGUGUCCCUCUGAGAAUAUCAGCUUUCAUUUUUGGGGGGGGGGGAGAGAGCAAAUUUUUCACUUCACACAGCUGCAGCAUUUGAUAAGGUAUGGACACUGUCUGCUGAAGGCUUGUGGCAUGUCUAAAACUAUUAAUAUAGCCGAAAGCAGUGCACAAGGAAUUCUUACAAAACAGUGAAAGAGGUAGUGUGCUUCAGGGAAAGUUUUCCGUUGAAUGAGAACAAUUAUAGAUAUCAUGGCCCUUCUAUGAAAAACUCAUGGUGAGUUCCUGCACCUCUUUUUUCCAGAAAAAUGAUGACGACGAUAAUUUAUAUCCUACCUUUCCCUUCCCCCUAACAAUAUAACAUUCUAAUUGUAACUUUGUAAAAUCAAUUUGAAAAAUGCAACGAAACAGCAAUGACAAGAUUAUCAAAACAAAAAUGGACAGUGCAUCAUAUAAAUUAAGACACUGGAGUUGGCAUAAUACCAUGUAGCUAAUUAAAAGCCCAUCUGAGUGGGGCCAUCUUAAGAUUCAGUUAUUAUAUUUUUACAGAUCAACUGUCGAAUAAUGAGGAACAUUUCAGUUUGGAUUAAAAUUCUCACACCUGGGACUUUUACUCCCAAGAUUUCUGCUUAUAGUUGUUCUCUGGAGUCUAUCCAUGUCAACCAGAGAUAUCCUCAAGUCAUUAAUAAGCUGCAUUCUAAAUAGCAUAUGAUACAAAAUGCCCUUUAUUUCCCCCCUGUAGUGCUACUUGGUUUCAUUGGUGUUGGCAUGGCGAUAUUAUCACUUAACCCAUAUACAGGUCCUAUCCUUCUUAGAGGAUUGGAACUCAUUUGGCACAUAGAAGUACCGGUAGUUUAAAGCAGACAUUGGAAUAAAAAUCUAUGCUCCAAGAUUUGGUAUCGUGAACUUCCUUCAGCUUUCAUGCGAGAGCAAUAAAUACAAAUUCUGUAUUUGGCAAAGAGUUUUGAAUGCUUGGGUAGCUUGCUUUUUUUUGAAGAGCAGAAUACCGCUGGCCUUUGCUAAUUUUUGUAAUUUGUUUGCCUGACACUUUCCAGCCAGAGGAAAGUGCCACCAAAAUCAUUUGGAGUUGCUCCUGCCCUGAAACAGGUCAGUCCUUGAUGGUUGUGCAAUACUUUAUUGUGGCCCAAAAUGUAAGAUAAUUGCUACAGCACUUUAAUCCUCCAUUGUCACUCAUUGCUAGCAGAUUCCUGCUAUGAAAGCUUUAUUGGGGCUCCGUAUCUGUGGCUUCCAGAGCAUCCCAGCAGCUGGGGAAUGUGGAACUAUUUGCUAGGCAUUCAAAACAUUUCAUGAAAGUGAAGGCCUUCUUGCUGGAAGUCUCAUGUGAUAUGCAAGCUGCUGUUAAGAUUUACUGUUCCAGCAUCUCCUUUGCUAAGUGCAGAUAACUGUGAAAGGCUUUUAGCACUCAUGUGCAACAAUCAAUAAUGGCAACCUGAACAGGGACCGCAAGUCUGCAUGCACCACCUGCAGUGUCUCUGGGAGAGCUGGCUAUUCCCCACUUCACUCCUGAUCUACCUGGGCUGAGUAGCAAAGGCUUAAGGGGGAUUCAAAGUGUAUUCAGCUAAACACAUUUAGAAGGCUCCUCAUGAUCAGGACCCCUGAUAACUCAGUGAGGGAUCCUGCAUGGAGCACACAGGAAUAUUGGGGUGGGGCUUGGAUGCUCAGCCCCCAAACUCUUCUUCAAGUUGCCAUUUGGUUUCAGACAUCUGCGUCUCCACAUACAAUGCAAGGGAUCCUAAGAUCGCUGCCUGCUUUUAAGUGCAAGCCUCUAUUAACAUUAGCAAAACAGCAUGACUGUUUGGGAAGCCAGUGUAUAAGAGUGUGUAAUGUUUGCUAGCUAUUGAAAGCGAAAGCUUAUUCAUUCCUUUGACUGGCAGUGACUGUGAAAUAAAGUUGAAGUGAGCUUUGUUUAUAUAUGACACGUUGUAGCCAAGUGCAAGUCAGACCCUUUGCUUCUGUUUUUCCUGUUCUACGCAGCCAAAAAGCCAACACACACACCCGCCAUUAAUUUGCCAUAUUUUUUAAAAAAUCAUUUUUUCUCUGGGUGCAAUUGUAUUUGGGUAAUGAGAAGUGAGAGAAACUCUGUUUUGGGAGAUAUGUCUUGUGAAAGAGUAAUGCUAGAACUGAGAUUAUCCCAGACACUCUUGGGUGACUGGGACUGUGUCUUCUUGGUCCAGUUCAGCAGGAGCUUUCAGGAUCAGGAAACGGAGAUAGUGAUUGUGGCACAGAUGGGGUAAAGGUACAGGGACCCCUGACCAUUAGGUCCAGUCGUGGCCGACUGUGGGGUUGCGGUGCUCAUCUCGCUUUAUUGGCCGAGGGAGCCGGCGUACAGCUUCCGGGUCAUGUGACCAGCAUGACUAAGCCGCUUCUGGCGAACCAGAGCAGCGCACGGAAACGCCGUUUACCUUCCCACCACAGCAGUACCUAUUUAUCUACUUGCACUGGCGUGCUUUCGAACUGCUAGGUUGGCAGGAGCAGGGAACGAGCAAAGGAAGCUCACCCCGUUGCGGGGAUUCGAACCACCGACUUUCUAAUCGGCAAGUCCUAGGCUCUGUGGUUUAACCCACAGCGCCACCCAUGUCCCUUCACAGAUGGGGUAGUUUCAUAUUAUUUACCAUAGGUUGGGUGCAGACCAGGUUUCUUGAAAUUAAUGAAUCCUAAAUGUUUUAUUUAGGGUAUCCUAAACAAUAUGGAGCUUAGUAUAUGUUGCCUUCUGGGCCUAGGGAAGCUGAGCUUGGGGUCAGGGACCUGGCUUCCAGAUAAGGAUUUGAAAGCCUUUUUCAUGCAAGUUUGGGAGAAUGGUGGAGUAGGCGGUCAUAGCAGUCUAGAUCAUAUGGGGGGAGAUACCAGAAUAAAAAUAGGAGAAAAAAUGGAUUUGCCCACCAGAACUGGGUUAGAGGACAUAUCCAGAAUAUCUCCUUGAAGACUUUGGAGGGAAGGUUCAGAAAAGGGAUCGGCAGGAGGCUGGGUAGAAGCAAGAGUGAAACAUGGAUUGUAUCUGCAUGUCUGUAUAUGCUUGUGCGUUUACUGAUGCAAUUUUCCAGCCUGAGCAUUCAAAUCAAUGCACACAGAAAUAUUUUAAAAUAACAUAAAAUUCCAUUAUAAUAGCAGACUGCUAGAACCACUUAACAGCAAAUUAAAACGACAGUUGUCAGCAAAAAAAAAAAAAAGGUUCAGAAAUUCCCAAAGAGUAAAUCAACAGUUACCAUUAAAGGUUUUAGAGAAUAAAAGUGCACUGAGCUGCUGAUGAAAGCUGUGCGAAAGGAAUUCUAGUUGCAAAAGGUUCCAGAGGGAGGGAACCACAGCCAAAAAAGCUGUUCAUGAGUCAGGUGCUGCCCAUUUAACUCUGAAAUCAUAAAAAAAUGCUGAGGAUAAGCAACCAACAGCAUCUUUUUCUCUUGGCUGUUCGGUUUGAAGACAGCCAAUGCUAGACAGGAGGUUGCCAACCUUUUUAAGCCUGUGUAGGGCAUUUGGAUUGUUGUGUGAGCAUCUCCUUUAGCCACUUAUUUUUAACAUAUCUUUAUAUAGUACCAUCAGUGUACAUUGCUCUGUACACAAUUCAGAUAAGGAAUUCUACCCCGAAGAGCGUACAGUCUAAAACAAUGGAAAUAGCUUAACUUCCCUGGAUCAAACGCCCUAACCCUGAACGACACACACACAGAGAGAGUGGAUGCAAACAGUUUGCUUUUCCAAGAGAUCUGCUUCCAGUAGAAAGAGAGAGUUAUUCAGUACACCCCCCCCUUCCCAACAAAAUAAGGGCUGCAACUGCCCCUCCUCAAAAGCUCUGCUGUGUCAAGGCAAGACUUCUGUGGUCUGCAAAAAAGUGACAGCAGAUUGAUUGGGGCAGGCAGACUGCUGUCCAGCUCAGUAAAAGUAGCUGGAGAAACAGAGUCCACAUUUUCCUCCCAUCGAAAAGUCUUGAACCCGCUCACCUUAAUGGCCUGGCAGAAUUUUAGGACCUGAUAGAUGACAGCCGAGGCAGCUAACGAAAAAAGGACAGAAAGGAGAUUGAAAACCCAAUAGUGAGCUACAAAUGUACCUACAGUCACAGAGGCAUAUGAGAGAAGAUGUCAUAAGGAUGUUAGCCAAUGGGGGCCAUUUUUCAAUUUCCACUGUUGCCAGGCUAACUUUAAAGUAUAUGCAGCGUUCCUUAUCUGGUACUCCAGAUGUUUUGCAUUCCCAGCUCCCAUCAGCUCCAGCCAGCAGGGCCAGUGAGCAAGGAUAGUGAAAGGUGCAGCUCAAAACCUCUGGAGGGCACCAAAUUGGGGAAGUUUUGGCUACUGCCUGCCUCUGCUUCCUGCCUCUCUACUCCAGAUAAAAAUAGCAAUGUUUUGAAAUAAGGUUGUGGUGAUAUAUCCCAGAAGGAGCCCAGUGCAACUUUAAGGAUGGGGGCCUUUCUCUGAUUUGUAACCUCUGUAUUUUUUUAAAUGGUCAUCAAUGUGUAUCUUGGGGAAAAUGGAGUUGGAGGAAGCUCUGACUGACUGAGAGAAGACUUCCUAAGUUUGCAUUUUGAAAACACAUCUAGGGUGGUGGCUCAGUAUAAAGGGUGGAACUCAUUUGGGUCAGGAUGUUGAUCUUUGGCAGCCAGUGUUUCCAUUCAUAAUGUGCAUUGUUGUUAUGCCCCUGAAAAAGAGUUAUCUCUUUCUAAUUUACCGUUUUAAUCCCCCCCAACGUUUUAAAGUAACACAAGAUGCUAGGAAUUCAUUAAAGGAAUCACCAUAAAAAAAACAUUUCUUUAAAAUAGAGACCAACUUUUAUUAGUUGGCAACCUAGAAACUUCAGAGAAUUAAAAUGCACAGUAGCUGAAAUUACAAUCUCAGUCUUUUUUUGUACACUAGAACAAGUGAAGACAUAAAACACCACUGAGCACUGGUGCUAUAAUUUCCAUGCCUGCCAGUUUGCUAUCUUGUUUUAGAACAGGUUUAUGUUCUAAAUGUUUAGUGAAAACAUUAGCUCAGUACUAAUGUUUAGUCAUUGUGUGGCAGUGAAGUCACACUCUUGAUUAUCUUGGCACCUGGAUGUGCUAUAAAAUGCCACAGUGGCCUAACUCAGUCUUGCAUAAUUCUCAAAGUUCAUGUUUAUGUUCUGGUGGCUGAAUACAUCUAGUUAUUCUCACUAGUUUUAGAUGGAUGGAGCCCAAACAAGAUUCCACACACACACGUGUUAGAAUUCAGCAGUCACUGUGGGGAAAUUAACUGUUUUCUGGAAAUUACUUUGUAAGCCUUUGCCCUCCCAUAGGAGAGCCAAUAUGUUGAGGGUGAGAUGUUAAAAGGAAGGCCCAAACAUUACCAAAACCACAUCAUGAAAAAUAUAGUUAACUAUGACAUCGCAACAGGCCCAAGACAUUUUUGCUGCCUGAGGUAAAUGUUAAGAUGCCCCCCUCCCAUUCAAUGUAGAACAGAGACUGGCAACUGAGUCUUACUUCAACGCUAGUGAGGGAAUGGUGGCUUCCGCUCCACCUGAGGGCAGUAGUGGACAGACCACAUGGCUGGAAAUCUGUUGACCAGCCUCUUACUUUUGCUCCCUCCACCUCAGCAUCUGCCGCCUGAGUCGGCCACCUCACUCUGCCUAAAAGUAGGGCCAGCUCUGCUUGAUUGCCAUGAACACAAGUGCAGUAGCACCCUGCCUGCCACCCGCCAUCUCAUUAAAGCCAAGUACUACAGGAUAUAUCAGGUGCAGUAAUGAAUGUGUAGGCCACUGGCUGUGGUUGCUUCAUGUUGGCAGAAAUGCCUAUAAACGUUGGCUGUAAAGCUGAGCCUUCAGAGUGGAUGCAAGCUAACAGGGCCUUGUGGGAGCAGUGCAUAAAACGGUUCACGGCUAAUGUGAAAAUCUGGCCGUGUAGAGGUUUCUGCAUUUCUUCAAAGAAUACCAGGAAAAAUCCAAAACAAUUACAGAUGUGUGCAUUUUAGUGGGAUUGGCACAGGGUCCUUUGGGACAGUGCCCAUAACAAGUGGUGUGUUUAUGCUUCUUUGCCACAGCAAUAGUUUUUGUAACUUAAAAAAGUCACAUAAAAUGUAGAUGAAUACAUAUGUCCACAUAUGUAGCCAGCCGUGUUAAGAACAACCCACCCUCCCAGCAUGUGCGAUGAGACCUCUCCAUCUCAGCAAGAUGCUACCCAGGAAGAAAUUUCUAUCAAUGCAGCAGACUUGCCUUGAACACCCUUCCUUUUUUAAAGCUCUUUGCAUAUGUUGCACUCUAGAAACAGGAAUCAACCUUAUACCGAUCAUGAGAUUGGUCUCCCUUCUCAGUGUUGUGCCUCUCCCUCCAGCGUUUCAUACAGGCGUCUUUCCCUGAUUCUACCUGGAGAUGCAGAGAAUUUAAUAGGAAGUGCAUGCUCCACUACUCAGAAUGUGCACAAGUCCUCUAACUUUAAAAAGAAGAGGCUACCUCCAUCAUGCCUGCAGAUAAGCUGCUUUCCCAUUUAUUAUGGCCUAUAAUGCUUCUGAUGAUAACAAGGAGAAUAAAACACUGUUGGUUAGUUGGAAAGGCAACAACAAAUAGCCCUCUGAUCAACCUUUGCAAAAUAGGAACUAAAGUAAAGUUUGGUCAUGUUGUGAUAUUUACUAAGUGUUGUGCUUGGAGUCAGAUGCUUACAUUUUAAAUGGGUUAAUUUCAGUGGCAGCUGGUUCCUAUAAAAGCUAAUGGGGUAAAGAAAGAGACCCUGUUCUCUGCUCAGUAACUCCUUGCCUAGACAAAGGAUGUGUGCAAAUGAGUUCAUAACUGCUCAUUAUGGAAUCAGUGCAGUUCCCUCAGGCAGGGUUUGUUGUUGGGUUUCUUUGCAGUGCCCAUCAAUAUGCCGCCAUCCCCAUUUGGCUUGGAUUUACCUUUUCCAUUUAACAUUUGAGAAGUUAAAAAGACCCCUGUCCAGAACCACCAAACCUGUUCUUUGCAAAGCUAUGCACAAUUGCCAUGCCACCACACUAAACAAAAUGUUUGGUUUUGGUUGCCAAAAACGUCUUGAAAAUCUUGUGUGCCCCAAUAUAACUAUUGCUUGAACACGGCCAAUGUAGCAGCCAUCCCCACAAUCACAAGGGAAGACUCCUCCUAUAGCAACACAUUACUCUGCUGACACGGUCUUCCAGUCAGUCUGAUAAGUGCCAGCAGCCUUGAGGAAAGGGACACAUUCCUUCUGUAGUUCUCUGUUUACCCUCUUGCAAGCGCUCUGUGAUACUGUCGGGCAGUUUCUUUUUCCUUCAGUUCUCCUUGUCCCCCCAUUCACAGCUGGUGACUUUUGCCAUAUUAAGAAAUUGCCCUGUGAAUUGGGUGUCUUGUUUUCUGGAAACGGAACACCACUGAGAUAGCGUAAGAAGCAAUUUUACUGCAUGGUUGUAUUGCUCCAAAAUGGUUAUGUACAUCAUAAGAAAAUGUCUUCCUGUUCUAGCGAGUGCAGCUUGUUUGACAAGUUGCAAAUGGAAAUCCAUGAUCUGUCAUUGUGAUUCAGACACGCUCCUACCACCUAUGCAAAUAUAUAACUACCACUUACUAAUAGUAACAGCUGGUUAAGUUUCAGUUGUACUUUCUAUAGUUUAUCAUUGCCAGAAGCCUUUUUUUUUGUAAGGGGGGCAAUGAAUAAACUUAUUAUGCUGCUUUCUUCUUCCAUGAAGCCGUAAUAGCACAAUUUAUACAAUAGUUUCUAUAGGGCACAUUGGCAGAAGUGCUUGACCCUAUGGAACUGGGAAGGCAAAUCUCAGAGGAGGAAAGAAAGAAGGGAAGCUAUGCUUUCCUGGAGAUCCAGAAACUAAAAAGCUAAGUCUGCAAUCCUUUUGGUAUGCUUUGUGCUGCGGGAUUUUCUUAAGUUACAGUGUGGUGUUAUUGUACCCGUAGGCUACUCAUAUUAAAUGUUUUUCCAAUUUUAGCAGCAUUCUUUCCAGGCUCAACUACAUUUGUUUUUAUCUUCUCUAUGGCAAUUGAUGACCUCAGUCUGAAAAUGCCUAAUUCCGUAGGAUUUCUUGUUAUGUAUUUCUUCCACAUCUGGAGCUGAAUCAGGGCUGCUUAAUCCAAUGACAUGUUGUAGCAUUUUAUGCUUUCUGUAAUAAAUCUCAGAUUCAAAGAGUCAGCAGCGUUUACAGAUUGCAAGUAAUAAUUUUAAACAGACUUUAAUGAUAAUACAGAAAGGAGCUUGAAUAACGAUUCUCCUUCCCGUCCCAUCAGAGCCUACCAGUAGGAAACCAAACAGGGAGAGAUAAAUGAUAAGAUAAACAAUCUGAUCCUUUAAUAAUUUCACAUGGAAAAUCAAACAGCAAUUUGGCAUGGAAAUGGAACAAGAAACAAUAACCAUGACUUUAGAAGGGAUUACAAGAGAAGUCUGCAAAUAAUAAGUAAGAUAUAUAAAUGAAGAGGAGUCUCGUGUUGCUCCAACACCAGCACCUUUUACUGCUGAAGCAUUGCUUUUCCUCAGUUGGAAGCAGAAUAUCUAUAUAUAUCUAUAUGAGAGAAAAUUAGUAAAACUAAUUUUAGUAAUUAAUUAGUAAAGCUAACAUCAAUACUGUAAUUUUAAAGCUACUUUCUUGGGAGUGAGCCAAAUUUAAUUUAGUAGGACUUACCUCUGAGAGGACAUACUUAGGGUUGCUUUGUAAGAGGAACUGUUCAAGGGGCAAUUAGCAGGCUAUUCCACAGUAAUCCUACUCCUGACCUUAACAGGAAGCAAUAAAAGGACAGAAAUUGCAAGAAGGAAGCUUUAACUUAAAGAUACAGGAGCCCUUUGCCUUGUUACGCUGUGUAGGUUUGUGCUCCCAUUUUUAAAAUGUCAAAAGAAGGUCUGGAAAAUACAUGAGGAAAACUCACAAAACCCUGGCUUGCAGUGGGCAAUAAUAAAACCAUAUUAAAUAACCUGUUAGUCCUGUUGGAUUCUAUGAGUUUUAUUCCCAGCUAAGUGGUGUUAUAAUUGCAGCCCAAGCUGCUUCUGAAAGCAUUUUUUUUUUUUUUACAGAAAUGUAUGCAGAACCAUAUGAAAUGUUGUCUCAGUCUGUAACUGUAUAUACAGGUGUCUAUGAGAAAGCCCCCGUUUAGACUGUGGGACUUACUCUGGAGUGAAUAUCCAUGGGUUUGGGCUUCUUUUGAUUUAUUUCAGCCCAGGUGGUCCUUUUUUGCCAUUCCAAAGGCCUGUGCACUCAACAUCAACUGCGCAUAAUGAUUUCAAAGCAAGUUUAAAAGAUUCUAAAAUGAAACAACUUUUUAAAAAGCCAAAUGAAAAAGUACAGUAGUUUAAACAACUCCAAUGCUUUCACGCUUUGCCCAGAAUGUUGCAGCUAGUAUUAGAUUUGGUGAUCUGAUGCCACACCAUUACACGUCAGAUUUUGUAAGCAUGUCACACGUUUGCCUGUGUGCAUGCUGAAAUCUUAUCGUGUGUGCCAGUGCAAAAGGGGAAAAGUUUGGCAUUCUUCUUAAGCUUUCAUGUCAACACCCCAGUAUAGGAACCAAAGUGAAUCCUUUUGUCAACAUCUGAAAAGGAUGUUCGUGGUUAAAAACAACAACAGACCUGUCAGUGCUUGCUCUAAAUAUUUGACAUAGCAGCCUUUCUGUGCAGUAUGCUGGAACCAUGCAUAGUACAGCUUCCCCUUUGCAUAUAUAUGAUCCUGUUGUGUAAUUGGAGAAAUAGUCAUAGGCACAGAGACAAGUUGUACUUCACCAGAUGAUUGGCAUAUUGUAUAUACGUUGAUUUUUCAAACAGAAAUGGUCCCCUUUUCUUACAAAUUGCUGGACAGAAGCAGUGGAACGGACUCCCUCGGGAGGUUGUGGACUCUCCUUCAUUGGAGGUUUUGAAGCAGAGGUUGGAUGCCCAUCUGCAAUAGAUGCUUCAAUUGAGAUUCCAGCAUUGCAGCGGGCUGGACUAGAUGACCCUCAGAAUCCUUUCCAACUCUACGAUUCUGUAAUUCUAUGAUUCUAUUGGAGGCAGAAAGCGGUAGGUUGGCAGUUCAGGUUCAGUACUUUCGGGUCAGAAUGGAUUUACCAUGUACCUGUUAUAGCCCUGAGCUUAUUUUUAUAAUCUAAAAGCUCCUGCUGUUUGAGAUGGUAUAUGUGCACACAUAAGGUCCUUUUAGCAUCUGUCUCUCUCUGUAUGUAGGUAGAUAGAUAGAUAGAUAGAUAGGCAUAAGAAAGUGUUAAGUUGUGGGUCAACAUAUCAGACGACACAGCGAUUCUUCAAACAGCUCUUGUUUAUUCACAGGCCAGAACAGAACAGAACUGAACUGAAGGGUUCAGCCAGCCUGCUUAUAUAGAGCUCCACUAGAACGCAACAGUAACCAUUUUCUGUAACUAUCCAAUCACUGAACGUCACUUUCAAUCCCUUAUUUGCAUAUGUGGACCUGAGUGAAAACUAUCUACAGUAUCCCCCUGCUGGCCCAGGGUGAGAACUUCAGUACAUAACAGAAAGGCCACUGGAAAAGGCAGUAAAUUUCUGGCCUACUGGCAGGGUUUUUUUGGUACCUGUUCUCUCUUCCCUCCUUGCUGAAAUUGGUCUUGAAAGAAAAGUGUGUGUGUGUUGUGUCCCGAGCAGUUUUUCCAGUUUGCAAAGGUGCCCACAGGACCAAUAAGGUUGUCAACCUUUAAGAUGCAACAUAAAAGGCUGCUCAGCGCAUACCUCUGAUCUAAUGCCAUCCUGUUAUUAUUUAGAAGACAUCUGAAGGCAGCCCUGUUUAGGGAAGUUUUUAAUGUUUGAUGUUUUAUUGUGUUUUUAAUAUUCUGUUGGAAGCUGCCCAGAGUGGCUGGGGAAACCCAGCCAGAUGGGUGUGGUAUCAGCAAUAAAUUAUUAUUAAAUUAUUAUUACUGGAGGGCUACAGCUUAAACUGAGGACAACAAAGCUAGACUACCGUAGAAAAUGAAUCACGUUGUGGCAUGAAGUAAUAAAUAGUUGUGGAUGCGGGGUGUUGGAUGACUUGAACAGCUCCUUAAGAAGUGGAACUACACAUGUACAUUUAGAGAAAAUAAUUGCCCUAACUCACAGCAGCCAGACAUCAGUUUUAGAAAUCUGCAGGAAGGUCUGAAUUUUGCAUGUGGCCAGGAGGUAAGCCAUUCAUUCCUUCAGACACUAACAGUAGGGCUAUUCAACUGAUUUGCUAGAUGGACAUUCAAUACCAGGCAGUGAGCUAGUGCUUUGUCAUAACUUGAGCAAACAACAUACUUUCCAGUUACAGAGAGGGAGGAAGAGAGGGAGAGGAAAUUGAAAGUAUUUGCUGUUCUGUUCAGCUUCGCUGAGGACCUGUUCCAACAUACAGAUUUGUAUCCAUGGGUGGCUUUUUGGAUUGACUCCUAUGGAAAGACUUGUGGAAAAUGUUACAGAAUGUAGCUUGUCCAAAAAGUGUUCCCCUGAGAUGCAUCUAACUAAACUUGAGAAUCAGACUCAACGGGCUUAUCCUUGAACUAAUUAGAAUUGGCCUGAAAAUGUUUCUUGACACCUAUUUGUCCUCCUUAUGCUUUGGAACAGUAUGGAAUGGAAUUAAAAUAUAAUUAAAAGUAUAUGCUAAGUGGCCUUUUAUGGAAAUUAUGAAUUUUGUUGAUUGAGAAGGAGAGACAGGACAUACACAUAUUAAGCAGAUUUUGCUUUGCUCUUUCAGGGCCCAGGGAGGAAACAGGUGACAAAAAAAGUAGAGCCCAACGAUGAACAAAACAAACUUUGCCUUCCUGUUUGCUCACUUGAAGGGGAGGGUUGGCCAUAUCAUCUAGGCUCUGGUGAUAACUAUAUGGGGGGGGGGGAUUUACAGAGCAUUUUCUCAAUGAAACAUGGUGAGAGGUUCAUAACUAAGGAAAAUAUAGGAGGGCCGGGACAGACUGGCUAUGCUUUAUGUGUUUGUUUCCCUUCACCAAAAGAAUCCUGCUGUGAGGGAAAAAAAUUCCAAAAUUACUACAGUGGUACCUCGGGUUACAGACACUUCAGGUUACAGACUCUGCUAACCCAGAAAUAGUACCUCAGGUUAAGAACUUUGCUUCAGGAUGAGAACAGAAAUUGUGCGACGGCGGCAGCGGGAGGCCCCAUUAGCUAAAGUGGUGUCUCAGGUUAAGAACAGUUUCAGGUUAAGAAUGGACCUCCAGAACGAAUUAAGUUCUUAACCCAAGAUACCACUGUAUUUUAAAAUAAAGAGUGAGUGGGAGACCAGCUCUGUUUAUAUUACCUCUGAUUAAGGUUAUAAAACAGGAAAACACUGUCCUUGGGGCUACUACCCAGUGCCUCUUUCUGGGGGUAGAUGGUAAGAUAUUUGCAGAAGUCCUGAUCUUGAGACUAAACAGCUAGCAUGAUGACCUAUGAAGACCAAGUGGCAAUUAAUUUUUAAAGGCAAUAUUAGACAUGGAAAGCUCUGGAAAACCACUAUAGGGUAGGAUUAUGAAUAGUUGGUAGAGCAUGAGUCUCUUAAUCUCUGGGUCAUGGGUUUGAGCCCCACAUUGGGCAAAAGAUUCCUGCAUUGCAGGUGGUAGGACUAGAUGGCCCUUGUGGUCCCUUCCAACUGUGCCAUUCUAUGGAUUUCAGGCAGGGGUCUUCCCUAGGCCUAUCCGAGACCUCCUGCAUAAAAACCAUGUACUCUGCCUACGAAGCUACAGCCCUUCUAGUCAUCUGACUCUUUCAUCCCAAGGUAACGGCUCUUCUGCAUCCUUCACUUCUGCUUUCAGUAGCACUGCCACAGGCUAAACUUGCCAUGUGAACCUAAUGAACUCAGCACCAAUUGACCUUUGGAAAUUGCUUGGUCUGUGCUGAGUUCAGCACACGUUGUCUGCAGUUGCCCAACAAAACAAAACACUGGUCACACCAGGACAUUAAGAGGUCCUAGAGUUCAUUAGUUUUGAAGAUAUUGGGCAUAGAGCAAGGUAUAUAGGUCUUCUUUUCAACCAGCCUACGACAAAGAGUGGAAGCCCUGUGCAGGUGUCUCCGUUACAGCCUACUGUGUCACUCUGCAGCCUGGUAGCAUUCAGUGCAGGCAGUAGGAUCCUAUAAUACUCCUUCCAAUGUGAUCCUGAAUAUGUUUUCCCAGAAAUAAAUCCUGUUUUGCCCAAUGACGUUACUCCCAAGUUGGCAUGUGUAGAAUGGAAUUUAAGGUUGCCACCCAUUGGAUACACUUUUACUGAAAUGCAAAACGCUGUGCUAGCAGCUUCAUAAAAUGCAAAACACUUGAUUAAAUAGCUCAGAUAUGAUUCUGAAUUAUAACGACUGAUGAUGCUGAUCCGGAAUAGAUAGUGUUUUCCUAAGAGCCAGAGAGAGAUGUGCACACAUAUAGCACUGCCUACAACAAAUUGUAGUUCGAAAGCACACCAAAAAAAGUAGAUAAAUAGGUACCGCUCCAGCGGAAAGGUAAACGGCUGUUUCUGUGUGCUGCUCUGGUUUGCCAGAAGCGGCUUAGUCUUGCUGGCCACAUGACCUGGAAGCUGUCUGCGGACAAACGCCGGCUCCCUCGGCCAGUAAAGCGAGAUGAGCACUGCAACCCCAGAGUCGUCCGUGACUGGACUUAACUGUCAGGGGUCCUUUACCUUUACAACAAAUCUAAUUAGCACAUUUAGAACAUUUGCUUUCUAUAAUUAACUGGAUAAAUAAUAUUACGCGAUAAUAUCAAUAAUAUUUUCCAUGCUAGAUUUUCCACGCUAGAUUUCCAUGCUAGUAGUAGUCACAUAUUUUAAUGUGGAAAGUGUCUGGAUUGAGGCCAGGGUCCCCACCACUAGACUUCCUGCUGUGGUCUCAAACCAAAGGGGAAAGGCCACCAGCCAUCCUUUUGCUCCUUGUGAAUUGCCUUCCAAUAGUCUUUGGAGCUACAGGGGAAACCUCUUUGGCCUCUUGCCCUUGCACUCAUGCAGUUGUCUGUCCUAAACAUGCUACACAUGCUCAUGACAGACAACUGCAUGGAGAGAAAGGGCAGGCUGUGCAAACAUGUGUAAUGAUGGGAUCUACAUGUUUGCACAGUGGAGAUGAACCACAACAAUGCACGUAUUGAGUACUCUAGUGUUUUGGGAGUCUGGAUCUGGCAAUCCGUUUGCCUCGCUGCAGUUCAGGUUGUGGGUAUGUUCUGGUAUGCCUCCCAAAUUCAUGUGCAGGCAUAAUUUUAAGGACAUAAAUAAAAACAGUCUCUCUAAGAUAUUUCUGUCUUUCUAAAAAAAGCUUUGAAUUCAUUUGUAAUUGCUCCUCUUGUUUCUGGAACAGGAAGUAGUUUAAGAAACCAUCUAGCAUGACACUUAGUGGAAAAAAGUGGUUUCAGGGCAUUUCAAAACAACAUAGCCGUAGUAUGAUAUUUCAGAAUUACUGCACUUUCAAGUAUAGGGCCCAAAGACUGAAUUUUUUGGGGAGGAGAGGGUUGUCUUAUGCUGUCUAGUGUAGAGCACCUUUUGUAGUGCAACUCCAGAAGACAGCCCCUGCUUUUACACUUCUGGUGCUCAGAAACAGUAGAGCUACAGGAUGGAGAAAAGACUUAUUGUUAAUGGGAGACAAGGUAUCCCAGUGGGGUGAUUGGAGCGGGGAGAGGUGAGGAUGGGUGAGCAGCAACUCUUCUGCAUGUCAAAUUGAGGGCAGAGUGUAACUUAAAAUAUUGAAGAGGCUGAGCCUGGGACUUGAGCAUCCUAAUUCUUUCUGGGACUAAGAGUUCUGGUGAAGAGUUCUGAAUAAAGGAAAGCACUUGGAACUUGGCUAGCUAUUGUAUCCCAGAAGCAGAGAACCAUAAUCCCGGGGUGGCAGAACGGUGGGAUGCUCUCUCUCUUUGCAAUGAGAAAGGAACAAAAUUUCUGCUGCUGGGAUCCUCCUUAAGCAUACAGGAAAAUGGUUUGAGGCACUUACCUCUCUCCACGAUUUACAGGCUUGUUUUUAGUUCCAUUCCAGAGAGGUUACUUUGCUCCAGAGGAAAGGACCACACCUUAUUGUCAAAACAGCACACAAUACAAAUAGAAAGCAGCCAGGUGAAAAUUCAGAUAAUAAUCACCACCAGCCUCCAGACUUUUAACAAGCCGCAGUGAAUAAAGCUGCUUUUCCAAGGCUCUGAAGCGUUGGCCAUGACAGUUACUUCCACAAGCUCAGGACCUUACAUACCCAGUAGCUCACUGUGUUGUGUGCCAGAGUUUUUCUUUGAAGUUAACUAAAAGAAUCAGAAGCACACUCCACGCCAACGCAGAGCAGGGCUUUCAGUGUGACUGCCCCUGUUCUGUGGCACAGCAUCCCUGCUGUUGACAGGCACCUAAUAUUUGUACUUUGCAGAAACAAUUGAAGACAUUUUCAGUCCGGUGAGCUUUUUCAGCGGGAUGAAAAGGUCUCUCUAUAGGAGAUGUUUAUUUUGCACCGUUAAAAAACCUACCUUUAGUUGUUUUGCUGUUUUGUACAGGUGCUGCUAUUGUAUGUUCGUAAAUUGCCUUGAGACUCGUAUGAAAGGUGAUUCAUAAAUGAAUAAAAUAAAUAAGAAAGGUGCUAAGAGAAGAAAGGGGCGGGGAAGAAUCUGCUUUUGGGGGCUGCACAACAUAGCUCAAAAGACAAGAAGCUCCUAGCAGGGCUUCCUCUGAUAAUAACUGUGGAGGUUAUAGAGGCCAAGGCAUUCCUUACAGGGGGAAAAAACCUGCAGCCCUUUCUUGCAGCCCUGUCAGUUCCUCGGGUAUGCUUUCCUCCCAUUUUGAGAGCUGGGAUGCUAUGGAAUACAGUCACAAAGUUCCCUUGUGGAUCAAGAGUCUUAUUGAGUUCAGAAAGUUUAUUUGCAGGAGGGGAGUCUGAAAGGUGUACUUUGCAGUCCCUCCGAACAAGUAUAGGAUGGCUUGAUGUGAGUAUAGCUGGCCUGAUAUGACUUGACCAUUUCCAUGUCUCUGCCAAAUACAGUCUGGUCUGAACAGAAGCAGCCCGCCGUGCUUGUGCUUCAAUUGAGCAACGGCAUUUUUCUUACAAUCACUUCUUUUUCCUGCUUAGUCAUUUGUCCUUACAAGCUCCCUUGCUGAGUUGCAGUGGGAGAAAGCAUCACACCCAGUCCCGUGCUUCAACUGGGAUGUCUCUGUCUACAUUUAUAAUGGUUUAAAAACAGGAUUGUGUUCUGAAGUCUUGUGCGACAAAACCCUCAGGUUUUGUUUUUUUUUAAAGCUACCUUAAGGAAUGAGUGGUAUUGUGAAAUGAAGGAGUGCCAACACAUUAUCGGUGUUUGAUCGAAGAGGGAUUUGCGGCAUUUUCUGAUUCCGCAUUAGCACUUCCUGUGGUUGGGAAUAGUCUGAAAGAACACCAUGUUAGCAAACUACCAGCCUUUAAAUUUCCAUUCAUCACAUGGUACAUGUGCAUGCCGGGUGGGGGGCGGGGGGGGGCAAGAGAGGAAGAUGGAGCGUGUGGCAUGUGGGUAGGUGCACAAGAUUAUAGCUGAAGGAAGGGAAGUGUGUGGGUGCGUUUGGUUUGGAGCAAGUGUGCAUGAUUGGUUGGCCCCUUUGAAUGUGUGGGUGUACAUUUAAGUCAGUGUGCUAGUAAAAGCUUUGGAUAGCAAAGAAUGAGAAGAAAACAGAGAGGGAGAUGAGGACUGUCCAGGAAUUUAGCAUUUAUUACAAUGAUUUGUAUUGUGUUCAUCUGCAAAGUCACUUUAAGUAGAAAGUCAAAAGUUUAGAACUUCUGAUUAAACCUCUUUGGCAAAUGAACAGCUGCUGUAAACAAAAGCAGUUCUUGCACUGGUGGGGUAGUCCAGGUGGAUUAUGGUUGAAGAAAAAGUGAGCUUGAGAUUGUGCCAGAGAGAGAGAGAGAGAGAGAGAGAGAGAGAGAGAGAGAGAGAGAGAGAGAACACACUGAAAAGACAAAGGAAGAAAGACAAAUUCAAGGAAUGACGUCCAAAUAAGGGGUAGGAAAGAUAGAAUAUAGGAUGAAAAACUGAAAUACUGUUCUCCAUGGAACAAGGAUAGAAGAAACAUCAGUUGACAAAAAGUGAAGCAAGAUUAUAAAUUUUUAAAAAGCUUUGUAAAACUAAUGUUCUAGUAAAUCUCUUUGCUGGGCAUCAUCUACUAUGCAUUCAUUGGAUCUUAUUUUUAGAAAGUUGACAUACACAAAUAUUUUCAUAAUAUUUCCCUGAUUUCCAUAUGAAAAUAUCUGAGAAGGGAAGACCAAUCUGGUGGGUGUUUGCAUAUGGCACCUGCCUUGACCCACCUUGACCUCAUUGUGUGAUUUAGAUUUAUAAAAGGUUAAGUCACUUGCAAUUUUGUAAAACUAUCCCUUAGGUCCAGUGGUAUUUAUUGCAUGGCAGCUUGGGCUUCCAGAGAGUACCAAGGUUCUUUUUCUGGACGGUUGCACAGGGUCUGCAGAAGAAGUGUUUUCAAGUGGCUGAAAAACAGCUGUUGAGGAAGCUCCUGAGCUGGGAUGGCAUGUGUGCAUUGAGCCACCCUCCCAGGUGAGGGUUGCCAAAUCAGUUUAUAUAUCAGGAUUUGCCUGCACACCCUCACAGCUUUUCAGAAUAUAUGUUAAGAGUGUUCAGGGCAUAACAUCAGUUGCCUUCUGUUAAUGAAAACACCCCUGAAAGAGAAGCUCCUCAUUGAGAUCUCUUAUUGGCCAUGGACCUUUCCUUAAGCAUUUGCAAUGGAACCUAAGCAUGCUUGGAACUGUGGGAAAUGUAGUUCUCGUGGUUCCCAACAUUUCUGAAUGAUGAUAUGUGCACAUUUGGGGACACUGAGAAUCAUGGGAGCUAUGAUUCUGCUUCUACAUGGAUCUGAGAACCCCAUAUUUGAACCCCGCAUUGUCAGACUGCACCGGUCAUUAAUGACCAUCAAGCUGUACCAAGUAAUUUCCCCCAGUCUGCUUUCCCUGGCCUCACUCCUAGCACUGACCCCUUCUGUUCCAUUCAUCUUGUAUUUACAGUCCGGCUUCAGUAAAUGUAACACUACUAAUAUAUACACUAUUAAAAUCUCUGUUGAUUUUCUCUGGGAACAGCCUGCUUUUCAUUUAAAGUUCAUGGUACGGUAAAGCGGUACCAUGGUUCUUUUAUAAGGAAUUUUAAUUAAAUGCCAACCAUUAAAUGGAGAAAAUGCAUUUGCAAACACUUUCAGUCUAGCAUUACUGUGGGCAUAGAUCAUGAAGCUUUUCACUCUUCAGUGCCUCACUUAUUAUAUAAGUGGAAAAUGAUUCGUUUCAGAUGUAGGAGCUAUGAUCUUGCCAAUUCCAUAUAAUGUGCUGGUUCAGCUAUGUGCAAUAUAUUAUUCUCAAGUUAAUUCUUUUUUUCCAACUUACCUCAUUCUCUCACUCUUCAUUUCCUCUACUUUUAAGAGCUUUCACACUGGGAAGUCAAUAGCAUUAAAUAAUUUCUUCUGUGCAUUGACUACAUUUAGUGACUCCAUUUGAGGGAGGAUCAAGGAUAGAGUUCUUCUGUCUUACAGUGUUUGCAAAUUCCUCCUCACUAAUAAAGAUGUUCCAAGCAAAUUUUACUGUAAUACAUUGGCUUACUUACUGUGUGCAUCUGGCUGAGGCACCGAUCACACUAUCCUAUGCAUAUUUACUUGGGAGUAAUCUGCUGUGUACAAUGGGGCUAACUUCCAAGUAAGUGUGCAUUGAGUUUAUCUGGUUAUUAUUGCGCCCUGCCCAAAACCUCUGCCAAACGGGGAGGGUCCACCAUGAAUACUUGUGCAGGAGGAAUGUAGAGAUGAUACAGAGGUCUGUCCAGAUUGGUGGAUGGGAACAAUGCAUCUUUGAGGGCAGGAUGGUGGUGUGUACACCAGGAUCUUUUCCCCUAGGCUGACACCACAUUAGAUGUAUAGUGUGAAACUGCCCCACCUUAGUUAAACCACAGAAAACCUGCCUUGUUUGAAGAGGGGAAAUGGAACGCCAGUGCACUCUCAACUAAUACGCAUGAUCCUUAGUGCUAUUUUUGUGUCUUUUCAGGAGAUGUGGUUUUCAUGUGUGAAACUGGCCACUUUUUGGGUGGACACCAUUCUAUCAGCCUCUUUAUUUUGUAAAAAAUUAGCACUAAUUAUUCGCACUCCGGCAAUGUCUUCUUUAAAAAUAUUAAAAUAAUAGUGCUUAAACUGAAGAGUGUUAUCCUGCUAAUUAAAUAAAUGAUUAGAAAAUGGGGGGGGGGUUUCCCUCCUAUUUAAAAAAUAGCUAUUUUUUCCCAAUCUAAAAACUUGUUGAUUGAUUUCAGUGAGUCUACCCUCAGUAUGAUUUAUUCGGGUCCAAACCAACACUUUGUUUUGCAUAAUAAUAAUAAUAAUAAUAAUAAUAAUAACUCAUCAUGUCAGUUAUUGGACAACUGUGGCUGCAACAAGUAAGCACUAUAGCAAAAAUGAAAAGGAAAAAAAACCCCAAUAGGAACAUGGGAAGCUGCCUUAUACCAAGUCAAACCAUUGGUCCAUCUACCUCAGUAUUGUCUACACGGACUGGCAGCAUUUUUUCCAGGAUUUCAUGUAGGAGCCUCUCCCAACCUGACCUGGAGAUGCCUGGGAUUGAACUUGCAACCUUCUGCUUGCAAGGCACACAAGGAGGUAGAGCCCCCCCCAAAAAAAGAUUCCCUUACUGGGCAGUGAGCACAGCAAAUCCUAACCAUUAGAGCACCAAAGAGAAGAGUUAAAAUAAAUUAUUUAAAGAAUGGCUCCUCAGGUUACUUAUACCUUCUCUGUCUAUACAGCUAUGUCAACCCCACUAGAGUAGACGGAACGCUGAAAAUAUAAUGCCCUCACUAGUGCAAGAAGUUAAUUUCAUUUCUUCUUGCAGUUUACAGGCAGAAGAGAUUAGCCAUGAUCUGGAAGCACUUCUAGUGAGUUUGUGCUGAGGUAACAUUUGAACUUUCCUUGGGACUUUCCUUCCUUUACACCUCACAUUCUUGACGGCUGCACACUUGACUCAUUAGCAUGGAAGGAAUUGAGGUUGUGAUUACUUUUCUUCCUUUUUUUAAAAUUAAAAAGAAUAAUAAUCCCAAACUGUCAGAAUGACUCAAACUUGAAAUCUCCAGUCAACUGUUUUAAUUGCAGUUUCUGUCUCAGGAGCAGCUCAACAGGAAAUGUUGACCAGGGACUGGUCACACUCACAUGGGCCAUUGCUACUACUGAGUGUUAGUUGUUUUUGCCUGCUGAUUUUGACUAAUCAUCAGCCUGACAUUCUAACAAAGCUGAACGGAGUGGCAGCAGUAAGAAACGAUGGGGCUUUUAAAAAACAGUAGAUUGGUUUCAUGUAUAUGACUAACUUGAUGUUAAAAACAAAGAAAGAAAGAGCUUGGCUGGGGGGAAUGGCUGCAUAGGAUUACUUUUAAAGUUCAGAGAGGAUGAAAGUUGUAGUCAAAGGUCAUGUGAGUAAAAGCACGGGUCAAUGGCAACAAUUUGUAAUUUCAAUUAUGUAUAUAGCUUUUUCAUGCCAAGAUAACCCGUUUCAAAAGCUUUGCUGCAUUAUUCCUCCUGAACAGCUUGUUCCUAUUGAAGGUCAAAUGUUGUUAUCUCUUAAAUGCAAAGGAACGUUGAGAGCUGCCUUAUACCAUGCCCAAGUAACUGUCCACCUAGCCUAGCACUGGCUACUCUGACUCAUAGCAGCUCUCUAGGGUGGGAACUGGGAGCCUUUGGCCCUCCAAAUGUUGCUGGACUCCAGCUCCAGCCAGCAAGGCCAAUGUUCAGCGAUGAUGAGAGUUGUAGUUCCAACAUCUGGAGAACCACUGGUUCUUGAAAAAUGCUGCAGGGUCUCAGGUAGAGAUGUUUCACGUUACAGUGGUGCCUCGCAAGACGAAAUUAAUUCGUUCCGCGAGUUUUGUCGUCUUGCGAUUUUUUUCGUCUUGCGAAGCACGGUGUCAGGAAAGUUUUGGAAAAGCUUCAAAAAUCACCAAAGUCUUUAAAAACCUCAAAAAAGGCUACCACACCGCGUUCUAUGAGUUGCUCCUCGAAGUCAAGUCGCAACUGUAUUAACGGUGUUAAGAAAAAGGAAACAAACUUGCAAGACGUUUCCGUCUUGCGAAGCAAGCCCAUAGGGAAAAUCGUCUUGCGAAGCAGCUCAAAAAACGGAAAACCCUUUCGUCUAGCGAGUUUUUCGUCUUGCGAGGCAUUCGUCUUGCGGGGCACCACUGUAUCUGCUACUCUGUUUUCAAACAAACAGACAAACACCUGGAGAAGUCGGGGAUUGAACCUCAGAGUUCCUGCAUGCAAAGCACUGCACUAAGCUGUGGAUCCUGUAAUCAAAUGUGAACUUUCCAUACUUUUUUUUUUGCAUUUGUCCUGCCACUUCCUCGAGUGUCAUACAUGAAUCUCCUACUCUCUCCUCACAGUAACUCUGUGAAAUAGGUUAGGUUGAGAGCUAGUGAGUGGCCUACGAUCACCCAGAAGCCCUGUGGCUGAGCAAGGAUUUGAACUGGGGUCUCCCCAGUCUAUGACCCAUGCAAUAGCUAGUGCAUCACAGGAGCUCUGAUGGAAGCCAAGCUCCUUAAUUGUUGUGAUAAAUUCACAGUAGAAUGUGGAUUCUUAUCCUAUGUAACAAAAGCAAAUGUGUGAGGGGGAUAGUAAACCAAGUGUUCAAGAGGCCUUAAUUUUAUAUCAGAACCAUCCAGCAUCGCAGCUGGCAGAUAGGAGAGCAUCAGGACAGAAGCAAUAGAUGGGUUAGACCUGCCUUAGAGGCUUUAGAAGGCAUGAUAAGUGUGUGUUUAUCUGGAGGAAGAUAGUUUGCUUUUCUGUUAUAAAUUUUCCAUUGGAGCAGGCCCAGGAUUUCCGUUUCUCAAUUAGGGGUGGUUCAGCUGCCAUUGUGCUGUUCCUUCUUGGCAUCCGCAUUUCUGGUUUCCGUUUUCAUGGAAUGUACCACCGCCAUUCAUCACUGUGGAGUUUUGGGGCCGUCUUCCAUCCUAACGUCCUUAACACGUAGCCCAGACUUGUCGGGUUUUGUAAAAUGUGUCAUGAUAGCUGUAGAAAUGAAACUGAGUCGGAUGUUUACUACGGAAGGUGCAGGAUCUUUAUCCUGUUUAAUAUGGAAGAAAACUGUUCAUCCCAGCCAGAAAUCUGAAGGCAUGAAAGCAAUGCUGUACUGGCUUAUCCUCUGCACAUGAACAUGAUCUCGGUAUUCCAGCAGGUGUAAUUACAGCCAUCUCUCAAAAUCCAGAGGUAGAAAGGAAAAGGAGAGUUAGAAAAGGUUAAUUUGCCAUAUCCAUGAUCAUCAAAACAGCUGUGUGGUGCCACGAAUUACUUGAAAUUACAGAUCCUGGCCUUACAUCACCCAUGUGGUGUCUAGUUUGGCCCCUAAGGGAAGCAAGUGUUGUGCUACCAUAUAAUGCCUGCGAGGGAGCAUUUCCACCGCUUUGCAUACAUGGGAGGUGAUUUCCUCUUACGAAAGAAAAGCCAGGGAUGCACCGUGUGUUUCCUUUUUCUGGUGGCAGCAAGCCAAGCCAAACACGUCAACACAGAUAAAGCCAUUUUUAUGCAAUCCCCCUAGCAAUGGCAUACGUUACGGGUUUCCUUUUCAGAUUUGCAUUAGUCUCGAAGCCCUUUGAACUGACCCAAAUUGCAGGCAAGAAAGCCUCCUACCCACACGGUUAACUGUAAGCGGCAUGAAGAGGAGGGGAAGGGCAUUAGAAAACCAAAAGUGGAUGUUGUUUUUCUGCGGCUACACAUGCUUUUGCUGAGUAGUUUCUCUUUGAAUAGAGAACAACAUAAGGAUCUGUACAGAUAGUAGCAGGAGAAUUAGAAAUCUGCGUGUGCACAAAUGACACACAGUCUUGCAUGCAUUGAAUGCCUAUGGACAGUAUAUUAAGAUGCAACCUCUAUUUUUGUCAGGAAGCAUAUGUGCAUUAUCCAUUAUGUGAAAAUGGCAUUUAUGCGCCCAGUUUUCAUUUGACCUUUGUGGAAAUGCAUCAGGUCAGGCUUUGUUGGAUUGAAAAAAUUAUGCUCCCGUUCACUCGUAUAUAAGUGUAGCAACUGAAUGGUGGGAUAUUCAGGACAGACAGAGGGAAGUGCUUCUUUAAAAAGCGCAUAAUUGAACUAUGACACUACGACAAGAUGUGGUGAUGUUCUUCAUCUUAGAUGGCUUUAAAAGGUAGUUAACAGAGUAAUGGAGGAUAAAAUGAUAAUUGGUCAAGUAAUGAUUGUUAUAUGUUCCUGCCAUGAUCAGAAGCAGAAGGAGUGCAACAGGGAGAGGGGGCUGUUGUCCCCCACCCCACCCUGGGCCUGCUUCUGGGCUUCCCAUAAGCAUCUGGUUGGUUACAGUGGGAAAUAGGAGUCUGGCCCCUGAUAUGGCUAAUCCAGCAGGGCUCUUCUUAUCUUCUUAACUGAAUGCAUGGAGUGUGGACCUGGGCCAUGCCUGCUAGCCUUUCCUUUGACUUGCCUGUGUUCAAGAUUCCUUCAUGCACAGAGUUUCUGUGUGUUCACUCAUCCAUGGUGGUAUAGGCACAUAGUUUCUGUUCACACAGAUUCCUUGUAUUUGUAGGAGCAUGACCCCAAUUGCCUUUCCAUGUGCUCAUUUAGACAGUCAUUUUGUUCCAUAGAACAAUGCAAACCCAGGAUUCAUAUCACCCCGCUUGGGGUCGGGGGACUGAUUUCAUGAUCACUCACAAACAUCUGACUCAUGGAUGCCUUGUGGAAUGUACCAAAGUCUUGAAUAUAAAUUUUGCAACUGGGUAGUUGUAUUUAUUCUAAGGAUGCACCCCCAGGUGAACUUACAUGGAAGUAAGUUGUAAAAUUAAGGGGUGCACAUAUUUAUUUAGGAUUGUUGAGCUACUGUGGAUCCAAGCUUAUAAAUUACCGUAUUUUUCCUUCUAUAAGACUCCCCCAUGUAUAAGACGCCCCCUAUUUUUGGGGACUCAGAUUUAAGAAAAUGCGGGGAGAUGUAUCCGUGUAUAAGACACCCCCUAAUUUUUGACAUUAUUUUAAAGGGGAAAAACCUAGUCUUAUACACGGAUAAAUACGGUAUUUUAUUUUCUGCAACUGCAUAAUGGAUGGAAACAUGAAGGAAAUGGUUUGUGCUUUACUGAAAAACACUGUUUCAUUGUGUUCUUCUCACAAUGGCGAAAUUCAAAGAAGACAAUACUGAAAAAACAUGGAAUUGUGCUGUGAUAGUUUAUCUGUACCAAGGUAGACCAAUGCCAAACAUCUGUUAGCUGUUUUUAGUCUUUAAAAGUUUUUCCUACCGUUAAAAGCCUAUUGUAGUUUUCACAGAUUUUAAUUGUUUUCCUUUGUUCUUUGAAGAUCCAUUAUAAGAAGACAAAGCAUAACCAUCAGAGAAGUGCUCCUCCAUGCCUUUUAUCUUUUUCAUGUGUGGUAGCCCAAAUAUUUAUAAUGGGCAACCCAUAUCCCUUGGUGCAACUCCACCAAUUUGCUGCUGCCUUAUUAGGAAUGCAUGAAGGUGCCUUACACUAAACUGUUGAUGACUGAAGAUGAACCCAUUGCUCCUUUUUCAUAUUUUUAUGUUGAACAACUCAGUUGUAAGCACUCGUGCCAAUGUGCCUCUGACUGGUAUGUAGUUGCUAAAGUUCCAGUAUAAUGUCAUGCUUUGUGAGGUGGCGGUGGCACAGCUACUGAUACGCCCUCCAAAGCUGGUUGUAAGGUCAGGCUAAAAGGAGGAAGAGUGGGCAUGUUCUUCUUGAACCAGCCAUUGCUUUUGGCUUCUCGGGAAAUUUUCUCUUGUGUCAAAAGGCAUCCAGUAAUCUGAAGACGUCACGUAAUCAAAACAAAAGCAGUUUUCUAACAAAAUGUCACUUUGCGCUGUGAUAACAUGCUCUUUUGAGUUCUUUUGUUGCCCAGAGAAUGUUCAGAAAGAUAAUUACACUAGCGCCUGUUGGAUAAAUGUCUCGAUUUAGUUUGGGACUUUCUCCAGAUGUUUGCAAGGUUUCAUCAUCCCCUUGCUGCUGUCAGCAGUCUCCAUAUCUUGGGCAUUUCACCAUAUCAUUUGUACAACUUUAAGCUUGUUGCUUUUGUCCAGAAAGAGAGGGAAGCAUUCAAUUUGAAAUGGAGCAACUAGUUUACAGGAACCGACUGCUAACUGGUACGGCAUGUGCUGUGAAGUGAAGUAAUAGUUCCAACUUGGCACAGGUUGGAGUGACAGAGGUGACUAAGCAGCAGAAAUGAUGAGUCGCAGUAACCAAUCGCCUUCCAGCAGAUGCGGGAAACCUUUAUGAAAGUCUGGAUAGAUUGCUACUCAAGAAGCACAAAUCUUGCACUGCAUUUUCUGCACUGCUUCUUGGAGUAUUAAUAGAAGAGAGGGGGCAACGUGGAGCUGGCAGUGUUUUCCCCAGGGUGUGCAUUAUAUUCUGCGCAGAGAAAAAGACUGUCCACGAAGGCUGCAUGGCAGUGCCAGAGGCGCCAAGGUGGGACAGCAGCAAUGGACAGAAGCAAUCCCCAAGAGGCAUUUUAUCCAAGGUAAGGGAGUUAUCCUCAGUUACUGGGCAUUGUAAGUCCUGACCAGCACCCGAGACGGAUAUAUGAAUGGGGUACAUGGAAACAUGUGACAAAAAGGGCUUUGAAUAGAAAAGGACAACACUCAAAAAAGAGGAUGCUGUCUGGGUUUGAAAAGUGUCUGAGCACCUGACUGCACCCACUUUCAUUAAGAAGUUUUUCCACUAUGUGGUGUCCAUUUCUCAGUGCAAGCUUGUUUUCUCUGGUAAACCAUAUGUGCAGUAUAAUCUGUAAUAUGAAAGACUUGCCAACUGGUUAUAAGUUUUAGUAUAGCGUGCAAAAUUGUUUGUACUAAGGACAUAUUGCGUUGUGCGAAUGAACCAUGUGCUUUCAAGCUGAUGGUGAAAGUAAAGUUCUUCUCAGUGGUAAGAGGGGAUUCAAGUUCGCUUAGACUCUGUUCUGUGCUAUAAUUAGUGAAGAUAUUUCCGAAGCUGUGACUCUCACAAUCACCUUAAAAAUAUAAUUUAACUGUGAGCCUCUGCGGUACUGUGUGAAGAACAGCCCUGCAGCUACUUUUUCUGUGACUGCUAAUUUUUUAGCAUUUGCACUAUUGUCAGAUUUAGGUAUUGGGCAGACAUUAUCGGCUGCGGAAAGCUUCUGGCAUCAAAGUAGAAUAUAUAUUUUUGAUUUUUUUUCUUGAUUAUGUUUGAGAUUAGCAACCCAGUCCUAUGAACUGCCUUGUCACUGAAUACAUGCUAUAGAUGGAGCAUAAAUUAUUUCAUUAUUUAUUCUUUAAAUUUGUGUACCACCCUUCACCCGAAGAUCUCGGAGCAGUUCACAGCAUCAAAAUACAAAAUAAAAAUGCAAAACACACAAUAAGGUCACAAACAGCACUGUUGUGCUUGUGUUGCGAACAUAACUAUUGCAGCAAGGUGGGCUGUAGCUGCUACAGAGCCACACUGCCAGAACUGGGAAGCUAGGUAUGAUCACAUUGGGCUUGGGUUCUGGAGACAUCACACAUAACCCUCUGCUCUUCCAUUUGACUUUGGUACUGCAAGCUAUAUUGGCACAACUGCAUGCAUUUGAGGACCUUUCUGCAGAUUGGGUCAUCCUAAAAAUGACAACCUUGGAGUCACUUGAUCAAAAGUUGAAGAGAUGUUGAUUCAGUGACCUCUUUAACACCCUCUUGUUCACUCUGGGAGAAAUAGCCAUGUAGACAAUAACAGGCUGAGGUGAGUUAGGCCAAGAGACUUGGUUGGCCCAGUGACCUGUGGUGGUGGAGUUCACAGUUCCGUAGAGAAACAUAUCGGGUGAGAAAAAAUGGGUGCAGGUGUACCUUCUUCCAUUCCUCUGUUGGUUUACCUGCUCACCCUCCUCCUCCCGCAUGUGGUGUAAAAAGCAGAACUCCAGUCCUACCCCACAACAGAUAGGGGAGGAAAUCAAGAAUAUAGGAAGCCCAAUUGACAAUCAUUAGGCAGCUCUAAAGGAGAUCAGUUACACCAGGGUAAUGGCUAAAAGUUAACUGGCAAAGCUGCAGUUUAUGUUAUUGUUGUUGUUGUUUAGUUGUUUAGUCAUGUCCGACUCUUCGUGACUCCGUGGACCAGAGCACGCCAGGCACUCCUGUCUUCCACUGCCUCCUGCAGUUUGGUCAAAUUCAUGUUGGUAGCUUUGAGAACACUGUCCAACCACCUCGUCCUCUGUCAUCCCCUUCUCCUUGUGCCCUCAAUGUUUCCCAGCAUCAGGGUCUUUUCCAGGGAGUCUUCUCUUCUCAUGAGGUGACCACAGUAUUGGAGCCUCAGCUUCAGGAUCUGUCCUUCCAGUGAGCACUCAGGGCUGAUCUUCUUGCAGAUAGGUUUGAUCUUCUUGCAGUCCAUGGGACUCUCACAAUACACAUACUGGUGGUAAAUAAUAAAUUCUUUUUAAAAUCUGUAUACUGUGUGUGUGUGUGUGUGUGUGUGUGUGUGUGUGUGUGUGGUAUGUUUGAUUAUUACUUUUUGUAUUGGGGAAAGAGAGUCCUAACACUGGCUGGUAGCAGUUGUGUGAGAAUGAUGAUAACUCUUUUUACUUCAUUCACAGUAGCGUCAAUCUGAAACUCCUGUUAACGUAAGACAGAUUGUAGUGUGAUGAUUGGCGGGUGGGGGGAAUGUGAGGAAGCUGUCUACAUUAUGUGUACCUCUAACAUACAUUGUACUGUUGGCUUGUAUUGCUACAAUCUGAUCUGAAUUGUUCUUAAUGUGAAUACGCAGCAUUUUUCACAGUCUUGGUUCCCAUUCUUUUCAUGCUAUUCCAGAACCACAUGAGCAAAGAAGGCACAAUACAUCUCAGUACAGAGCAGAACAUGGUGUACAGUUUAUUUCCUAUCCAGCUUUGCCUUUCCCCUGUGUGAACUGUUCUACCUCACCUUCUGCAAUGGUCCUUUGCUACAGACUGAUUUUUGCAGUGCAAGCAGUUAGGCUAUAAGUGCUUGCUGAGCACUGGACACUGUGUGUGGUUUGCAGAGACCAAAUACUUUAAAAGAACAUAACUAAUUAUAGAAAAAUAUCCCGUGCAUGCGUAUUCUAAAGCAUCUUGAGGGCAUGGAUGAGAUUACAGCUAUAGACAAUCGCUUUACUUGGCACCAUGAAACUCAUCUUGACAUUUUUCUUCAAAUGGCGCUCUGUUGACCACUGUUUAUAGAUGAGGGAGUUGUUCUGCGCACCACAGUCGUACAUCUACUGCUUUACUAGUUGUGCUUCUGGAAUUUUUCAGUGCAGAAGGAGAGGUGUAGAGGGUCCCACCCAAUACAGCAGCAAAGCGAACAAGAGUUAAGAUUAGGACUGGGCGUUAACUGUUUUGCAACGUAGUCAUAUACUGCCAGCUAGGCACCACGAUAUGGCAGUAUAUCACAAUGUCGGAAAGGAGCCCAUGUCAAAGCAGUGGCGGACGAGGCAGACCCAUCCACUGCCUUGGCACGAGCGGGGUGGGGCGAGUGGUCUGCUUCUCCCGCUCGCACCUCCCACCACCCGUCCAAGGUGGUGGCAGCUGAGGCAAUAUCCACUGUUGCCUUGAGAUGGGCAAGGGAGACUGGAGAGUCUCAGCUGAUGGGUGGGCAGACGGGUUUCUUUGAGCCUUCUCGCCCCCCGGCUGAGCAAGCCCCACAUCCCACUGGUGCGUGUGUGUGCCAGAGGGAUAGGGGGCUUGUUGAAGCAGAGGGAGGAAUAAGCUGUAUCACACCACACCGAAGCAGCUUGUUUCUCCCUCUGCAGCUGUAUGAAGGCAGAUCGCUGGUGAAACCGCCACCACUCUUGAGUCCCUCUGCCUCCAGCGCUGGCUGCAGUUUGUUUCUCUCUCAGCCCGCUGGGCGCUGGAGGUAGAGGGACUCAGGAGGAGGUGGUUUCACCAGUGAUAUACCACUGUUUGAAGCUGUCAUCGCGAUCUGCGCCUAAUACCGGUCCUGGGCAAUAUAUGGAUAUAUUGCCCAGGCCUAGUUACGAUGUCUAUCAAAGUGGAAUUGGCAAAAUGCAAAGCAUAGGCACAGGGCAGUUUCCUGCUGGUGAUGGAAUGCAUUGGUUUGCAUUGAGAGAUUUUUGGGCAAUGAUCAGACAUGGUAGAUAAAACUCCGCCCCCCUCCAUACCCCGUGAAUGUUUAUGGAUACCCAGGAGUUUCUUCCAUAGAAAAGACAGUGAAUAAUAAACAGGCUUCUAAAAACUUGCUGAUAUGUCCAGAAGGAGGCCAUAACACUUCUACUAAUGAAGUCCCCAGGAAUCACUGCUGUAUGAAACUGCCUUCUUAAGCUCCUUUUUACCUAGGAGUCUGGAAAAUCUGUUUCCAGUACUGCAGUCUCAUGCUGACCUGGUUACAAUGUGGAAUUCAGUUCUCCCUAUAAAAGGGUAAACAACUGGAAUACUGGCAAGGGUCGUGAUAAUGUUGAAAGCAAGCCAUGCUGUAACAAUUGGCUUCCAUGCUUCUGGCAGAGCCAACGAGGGAAGGCUUCUUAGAAUACGAGUAAAGGCACUCUGCUUGGAUCCAAGGGCAGGAGACUUAUGACAAUCACUAGGCAUGGUUGACAAACAUGGCACAAAUUAAUCUUGGCUAGGAAUGCAGCAGCAGAUGGUUCGCUGCUUAAGUGAAUUGAACUUGCUUUAGUUUAGGAUUCUUGACAGCAGCUUCGCAACGUAACAUCACCACUGUUGGAAGUAGUUUGUGACAUUUGUGUAUAGCCAGAUGUUCUAGAAAUACGGAGUACAUGCCUCGUUUACUCGUUGAAGGCCUGAGGGCUAGAAGAUGCCUUUUGUGUCUGGAAGAUGCAACCUGCAAUGCUUGAGCUGAUAGAACAUUUGCCUUUCAGUGGGUGAACUUUAACUAUUGCUUAACAUGCCCCCCCAAGUCAGUAAAUUUUCAACAUAAACAUUCCCGGUGCAAAUUAGUAUGAAAUAUGAUAAUGAUCUAAUUUUUUUAGCUUUAGCUUUAUUGUGCUUUGUCUGGAAGGACACUGGCUAUUGAUGGCAAUGAGCUGAAACCUAACACUUUGGGCUUUUUCCUCCAUUUGUGGGAUGUGGCCACCUCUCUUUGAAAGUCCGUGUAAGAUGUUCCGAACUACUUUUGUGGUGUUUCUAACAGUUUGGGAAAUGUGAUAGUUUGUGCCUUGUGGCGCCUGUCUUCCUAAUCACAAAUUAACACGUUGGAUGUACCGUUCUAAAGUGAAGAUUUUCAGUUUAGUACCUUCAGCAAAAUGUCUCAGCUUUAUUUCCCUGCUCUCCCGAUGAGGAAUGAAUUAACUGGGGUAUGCAAGGUGAAAACGGACCGCUUUCGCCUUGCAUGCUUCAGACAUUGCUGGGAGAUAGAGCUGCGCCUAAUAAUGGUUCACUUUUGCUCACAAUACUGCAGACUGGUAAAAGACCAAAGAUCAAGUUCAGGAAGGUCAGGGCCGCUCCAGACCUUGCAAAUUUCUACCCUCUGAGUCCUUCUGCAACCUUAUCCUCAUUUCCUCCUCUGUGCACAGUCUUGAAUCAUAGUCAUGCUGAGCAGCACUUUCUUCAUACAGUGUUCCAGGGCUUAUAUUGCCUGAAAGGCUCAAAUUCAUAUUUAGAAAGUUUAUUCCCAGAUGCUUGUGGGCUGGUAUGGUUACUCAACAGAGAGGAGAAGGCAUUCUGCACAUAAUCAGAGGCAUUUUUCAUUAUGUUGCAUUUCUUGGAGCUGAGCUAUGUGUUUCCAAAACAGAUGAGGCAAAGCGCUGAGCCUGAACUAAAAUUAAACAUUGCUUUCAGCAUGAACUCAAUUGUGCUUGCAGUCUUUCAUCUACCAAUAACCUUAGCUAAUUGCAUGCAACAGAAGUGGCCCUGAGGUGCUAUUGUGAAAUAAGCCCCACAUAAAUUGUGCAUGCCCAUAAAGAUGUACAGAACUGCUCAUCAAGUGUUCUGCUUGAUACUAUUUUUUAAGACAUAAAAUUCUUACAUUUUCUUUCUAAUACUGUAGUUACAUCUUGGUUUUGCUGUAAAAAUAUCUAUGUUUAAUGUCCCCAAUGUAUCGGGUGCUAGGGGAGGGGUAGAACCUCUCUUGGGACUUGCUCCUUCUGGGGUAGUUUGUCCACUUUUGGUCCCUACUCUGCACUCAGCUCUCACCUGUGGCUCCUAGUAGCUGCCAGCAUACAACAGCAGCCACACCCUGAGAAACGGGCUUUCAUUGACCAGCUAAACUAGGUGAGGCUAGCCAAUGGGUCUCAAACCCUUGGUGAGUUAGGGACUUCUUCUGCAUGUGAAGAUAGACUAUGAUGGAUUGAAUGGACGAGUCCAAUAGUGGGUUUGACGGUCAAGAAGGCUGGUACUGCAUGUGCUGUAGAGGGAAAUAUGGGGCAGGUGAGGCUUGUCAACCUGGGAAGGUAGCCCAUCUAAGAGGAGGAAAACUCUGAUCCUAAAUCUCUGCUGCCUGUACUCAUUCAUGAGGAAGGCUUUGGGAGUAAACCUGAAAAAUCCACACCUGCUGCCUUGCGGGACAUCUUAGCCCUUGAAAGGGCUAAGUAGUAAACCCCAAACAAAUCUGGAGUUGAGUCCCUAAGAUGGUUGGAUAGCUCCUUCCGGCAGCUGGUGCCAAAUUGCUCUGCUUUCCUCUGGACUAGAUCAGUGAGGCCGAGAGGAGGGUCUUGUCAUCUGGGCAACCCAGGACCUCCAUGCACACAGCCCAGACUUGUGCCCCGAGGAGGUCACUACGGCACUGCCAACGCAGCAAAAACAGCUUAGGAGGCAGCAGUUGCAAGUUCCCAGUCUCUGCAGACACUGUGAUUCUCCAGUGGUUUGACUUCAUCCCAAGAGGCACACUCCAUUGACUCUUGAGACAGACAAAUGCCAACAAACACCACAGGAAACUCUUGAGCCUCCUCACUACUUCUCACUCCGGUCCAUGUUACCUAAGGCAUCAACUUGCUCUAUAUAUCCCUGUUUGGCAACCGUGCUCCUCAGAUGAGGAACUUUUGAGAGCACUGCAUGUCCUAGAGGGGUACUUAAGCUGUGCAGUGGUACCUCUAGUUACGAACUUAAUUUGUUCCAGAGGUCUGUUCUUAAUCUGAAACUGUUCUUAACUAGAGACAUGCUUUCGCUAAUGGGGCCUCUUGCUGCCGCUGCGCUGCUGGCACACGAUUUCCGUUCUCAUCCUGGAGCAAAGUUCUCAACUUGAGGUAACUCUUCUAGGUUAGCGGAGUUUGUAACCUGAAGCGUUUGUAACCUGAGGCAUUUGUAACUCGAGGUACCACUGUACUAGAAACAAGACUUUUCAAAUUGCAGAUCCAUCCAGCCUUCUGAGGUUUUCUCUGAGGUGUGGCUCAGUCAUUUAUGGAAUAGCAACUGUGCACCUGUAGAAAUUGUUUUAUUGUUUUUACAGUUUGUAAGAAUGGUUUUAGUUGUCAUUUUAACUUGUACACUACUUUGAUGACUUUAGGUUGUGAAGCCAUUUAUAAAUUUGUAAAAUAAAAAAUAAUAAAAAAGCAAGUAUUUAAUGACUUCUGAAAGUCUUACUGAAGUGUAGCCUUCCAUUGUAGUCUCUGAAGUGACAAAAUGGGUGAUUUGCUUCCAGGUGUCUGAUUGUUGGAGUAAACUUGCAAAUAAACUUACACCAGUUUCAGUUGCAAAUGUAUGCCGUCAGUUCAUUUGUGUAUAUUGAUAUAUUCAUCUGUAGAAGGCAAAUGCUUUAGUGGAUUAGCAGUGGCCCCCCGUGGGCCUUUACUAAGGCUGCUUCAACUGCCUAAAAAUGAUAUAUACUGUUCCAUGACAAGCUGACUCUUUUUCUACUGGAAAUACAUUGGAGGAUGUGUUGAUAUCGCAGCAUGAGAAAUCUAGGAAGUCUAAAGCAAAUGAAAAGUAUAUUUUGUUGAAACAUGUAGCUGUGAAAAUACAGGUAACUCACAACUUACAUGCAUUUAACUUGUGCACAUUCAGUUUUACGUACUUGGCAAUUAAAAAAUAAUAAAUGAAAAGAGAGUGUGAGGUUCCAGGAAAAUUGACUUUGGCAAUCCCACCUGCUAUUGAAUCCAAUGUGUUUUGACUGUAUGAACCUUUAUCACAAGGAUAAAUUACGAAGUGAGGAAUAUGCAGCAAGCAAGAGAGAAUGUAAUGUUUGAAGUUCUAAAUUCCAAAGAAGUGACCUGGCUGAAUAAAUGCAGUAUUCAAUUCAACCAUUUCUAUUCCAUCCCUUUACUUAAACAGCCACCAGUCCCCACCCCCCUUUCUGACAUUGGCAUGUACUUCUGAUUACUGGGGGCAGGGCAUAUCUACUUUGUGCCAUGCUUGGGAGCUCCCCACUGAUAGUGUGGUGGAGGCCAGUGAGGGAAGAAGGGACCCUUUGUCUGAGUCAGCAAGACAAUCCUCAUAACAUUGUGGUUAUAGCUAAAGGAUUUUAUUUGGAGAGAGAGGCACUGUUGCCUGCUUUACAAUUCCUAAGCAAUAUUGCCUACUCUUUAAUAGGAAUAUUUGUAAUUCAUAUUGCUGCAGUAGUAUUUAUAAUUCAAAUACCUCUUGCUAUAAUCUCUCUCCAUUCAGAAGAUAUACAUCCUAUCUUACAGGUAUAUUAGCAGCCGGACAGGGGAAGGCUUUCUGGCCUUGGUGUUUACACAGCUGGACAAACAGCAUAUUCAAAUCUGUGUUUUGGGGGAAAGCUAUGCAAAUGUAGCUUUUAAUUUCCAGCUUUUAAAAAUGUACUGCUUUACAUAUGAGAGGCAGAACAUCUUUUCCUCUGCAGAUCUUCACUCAAAUUUCCAAGUAUGUCUGGGCAUUCAGAACCACAUAUUAAUUUUAAUACAUGAGUUGUGUGGAUGCCGUGCAUUUUGAUGUAGACACCAUUUGCCCUCAUCCCAGAUGUGAACAGCUGUUGAAGGAAGUGUAUUGUGCAUGACUUCAAAGGGACUUGCUGCUUUACUUCCUCCUCUCCCACCUGUCAGAAGGGCACUUCUUAAGUUUUACUGAGCUCUGGCGAGCUAUACUGGACCAGUCCGUAAAAAACGGAAGAACUUGAGUUCUUUCGUCCAAAUCCAGAUUGUAACCUCCCUUUGUUUUGUCUAUACACAAUGCAUGCCAAAGAUGCUUUAGAAUCUAAGUAUGUCCUCAAAAGGUUCCCCUCCCCCCAAAAAAACCCCACUGAUGACAUUUUUCUAGGGACAGGUGGCAACCCUACCCUCAUCCCUUGUUGUGAGCUCCACACUAGGAGAACUUGUACUUCUGAAAUCCCAACAAUAUGCUUUCCUUCUGCUUCUGUUAACACUGGAGCUACAGUAUGACUCCCAUCGUUCCACUUACUACACAUUUGGAAACAGAAGUUGGGUACACCGCAACAAGUGCAUUGUCUGUCACGCUGUGCCCACAAGUCAUACUCCUAAGCUGAAAUUCAUGUGAUCAGGCAGCUAAUGCCCUGCAGGGCUUUUGUAAUCUCUUGCUGAUCUCUAUAGAGAGCUAACUUGUUUGAGGGACUCCUCCUGUUCAGGCUAGCUAGCUUGACUGAGGACAAUGUAAUGGAAAAAUGUAGAAACGGGGCCUGCCUGGACGUCAUGCGGUAGCUUAGCAACCGGUCACUGCACAGAACUUCUUAAUAGGCAAGUUUGCCUGUCAGUUUUUGCACAGGCCUGAUGGUGUGAUUUCGUGUCCCCCUCGAAAGAUGCCGGAGAACAGGGAAAUACCAGGGCUUCCUGAUGUCGCUGUGGCUAGCUCUGUGCCAGCAGAGGAUCACUUUACAAGCUAUGCCAAGAAUUUAACUGGCUUUUCAAACAAAGCAGAAAAUGUUCAACAGCCGAUUGUUGGUGCAGGGGUUAAGCCUCUUUAAAAAAACAACAACCGGCAGUAGCAUUUCCUGUUGCUAGCUUAACAAUGCAGAUGAAGAGUUGUUUAAAUUGUUUUGUAGUAAAUCUCCAGUAACAGGAAGCUGGAAACAAUUGGGGAGUUCAGUAGUUUGUGACUUUCUAUUUUUGUAAAAACAGACAUCUCUACAUACAAUGCUUUGACCGUAACUGCAGAGUUGCUUGCAUUUGACAUCCAUCUCUAGCUCCCUUUUGAAAGAAAGAGUGUAGAAUUCAGAUUCCUUUCAUUCUGGUUUUCUAGUGGAUAAAGUGCUUUGGUUACGCUUAGCCUCACAAAAAUGAGAGACUACGAUGAGACAGUGACUGGUGAGCAGAACAUCUUUUUUUCACAUCCAAACUUGAUGCUGUGUCCAUUACACCAUGCACCCCAUCCCAUUCUUACCCUGCUACCAUAAUCCAUACACAAUAUAGUGUCCAGUGAAGUAUAGUGUCCAGAUCAAGGGACAUAAUAGUCCUGUUCUAUUCUGCCUUGGUCAGACCACACCUGGUGUACUGUGGCCAGUUGUGGACACCACAAUUUAAGAAGGGUAUUGAGAAGCUAGAACAUUUGCAAAGAAGGGUGACCAAGAUGACCAAAAGUCUGGAAACCAAGCCUUAUGAGCAACAGUUGAGGGAGUUAUGUUAAGCUUGGAUAAGAGGAGACUGAGAGGAGAUAUGAUAGCCAUCUUCAAAUAUUGAAAGGUCUGCCACAUGGAAGGUGGAGCAAGAUUGUUUUCUCCUGCUCCAGUGGGUAGGACUCGAGUCAAUGGAUUCAUGUAACAAGAAAAGAGAUUCCAACUCAACAUCAGUAAGAACUUUCUGUUGGUAAGAGCUGUUGAUGGUGGAACAGUCCCCCUCAGAUAGUGGUGGACUCUCCUUCCUUGGAGGUUUUUAAGCUGAGGUUGGAUGGCCACCUGUUUUAGCUGAGAUUGCAGAAGUUGGGUGAGAUGGCCCUUGGGGUCCCUUCCAACUCUACAGUUUUAUGAUUCAGUAAUAACUGAGCAGUCAAAUGCUAGAGUUUCCAAAAUACUGCCCCAAUAAAGCUAUGGGGACAGGAUGUUUUCUGUAAGAAGCUAAGCCCUAAGGCUGUAUCCGUUUGAUAAUCAUCUUCCUCCAUAUGUCUUCACAAAUGUACAGCCUUAGUAUGAUAGAAAGGAAUUGCUCCACUACUUGGAAAGUGCCAUGUCACUAUAUGAAGACACAUUGAUCUCUUUCCAUUUGCCCAAGUUACGCAGCAUCAGGUUGGCAGAUUACAUAUGGAAGCAUUAAAAAGUUUUAAGAACUCCCCACAAGUAGAAAAUAAUACAGCAGGAAAGAGGCUCAGAUGGGCCUUUCCUCCUGGUGAGCUGUCUUUCAGCUUUUAAUGAGGUGAAUUUAUUAUCAUUAUUAAUAGUGCUUAGAUGGGGGAACAUUAAUAAAUUUAUCCGGCUACCUGCUGCAUGUUUAAAUUGACCAAAAAUGGAAGUGAGGCUCAGAUGUUCUGUUUUGCUUUUGAUGUAUUAGUCUAUCAGGAGAACUGUGUUCACAUUUUUGUUCAGCCAAAAAGCUCUCUUGGUAGGUUUGGGCAAGUCAUUGUUUCUCAGCAAUAACCUACCUCACAGGGUUGCUGAGAUGAUAAAAUGGGAAAAUUCCAUGUUACUUUCCUUAAACUCUGUAGCGGAAGGCCCAGAUACUAAUGGAUAAAUAAAUAACAAUGGGCACACCCUACGCAGAAUAAUAGAUUGUGCAAGAAUGGUUCCUGGACUGUUAUCUCAGCAUUGUUUUGCGACUCUGCAGGCAUCUGCAAGUCUUUUGAAUGCUUUUCUAUUAUUAAUGCUAAAACAUUCCACUUUCCUGUUUCCAGUGACUGUUUCCUCUUUAGGUUAGAGAAUAAUUUCUUUACCACAUCUAAUGGGUCGGCAUAAGAUCUACUAAAGCUGAAAAAUGUACUCUUAUCCCCCUUGUAAAUGCCUUGGGGGAGAUCCUGAAUAUACAAAAGUGUAAAUGAUUUCCUUGUUUCAGGUUUACAACAUGAACAGCUUCAUAUUUUUAAAACUACAAUUUCCUGUUGUAUGCAAGAACAUUUAGUCCCCCCCCCCCCAAUAUUUUGGGUAGAUAUUUGACAUAUGAUGACUCCCCAGAAGUCUUGAUUAAGACUCCAGAAAUCAAAUCAAAUUGCUUUGUGCUGAGAAUUUCUGAACAUGAUUUGUUUACUUUCAAGAGAUGGAUGACUCAAAGGGGCAAAGUAAAGGCAGCUUUCCUUGUUAUGGAUUUACCAUAUAACCAUACUGCGUGCCUGCACCUAGGUCUUUCAUAAUUAGCUGUGGUUUCUCAGCUUACCAUCCAUGUAGAUAUACAUGGGAGCUACUGCUGAUAUGACUUGAGUAUAAUUUGUUGGUGGUGGUGAUAUGCUCCUAGACCUAGCAUUACAUCUGGAUGUUCAAAUGGCAUCUGUUGCCAGGAGUGUCUUUAGCUAGCUUUGGUUUGCCAGCUCUGUCUUCUCCUACAGUACAGGUGGAAAACAUAGGGCCUUUCAUGUUGUUGUACUGCGACUCCCAUUGUCCCUGACCAUUGACCAUGUUGGCUGGGGCUGAUGGGGUUGUAGUCUGACAACAUCUAGAGAGCACCAUGUUGACUACCCUUGUCUGACCACAAUUAUACAUCAACUGGACAACUGGCUAUAAAUGUGGCAUCCUGGCUGUUGGCCAGGACUAACUUCUACAUUCACUUCAUUCCAGUUCCAAAGGAAUUUUAUUUUAUCACUUAGCUUUUCAGCCACAAUAUAAGGUACUGGUUCUGAUACAUUAAGCCCUAAAAAUAUAGGAUGAAGUUAACCCAAGGAGUGCGCAGAAAUGAGAGCACCAUACCUGAGUCCCACCUGUAAACAAGCUUGUGGUUUUGAAUUAGGCCAAAAGAUGGGAUAUAAGCUGAUGAAUAAUAGCUUCUUUUAUUUUUACUAGAGCUCUGCUGUAUGUAAGGUUAACUAGAAAUAUUCAAUGCAAGUCAUAGUUCUGUCAGUUCUCCUAAGACAACUUGCACCACUUCUGAAACAGAAAUGUUUUAACCUCUCCUGUGCUAUUGUGAUCAACUGAGCAGGAACUUUCUAUUACAAUACUGGUUCUGUUUGUACCACGUUAUGGGUAGGGUUGCAAGAUUUUUGUUCCUCUUUUCUGUACACUAGUGUAAAGCUUGCUAGAUCAACUUAGUUUCAUACUUGAUGGACUAUUCCUAAAGCAGGGAGUCUGGGAAAGCUUUUUAGUGCACAGCCAGUGACAGUUCAGUGCCAAAAGGGACUGAUGUAAUAGGGUGGAAUUCAACAUUGCGUUUUUCCAGUAGUUCUGUGUGCAAGCAUUGCAGCUUUCCAGAUGGAAUGAGCCCUUCUCUCCUCCCCUGCUGUUCUGGGGUUUCUCCUGGCACCCCUUUAAGCCAAUUUGGGGGCACACAAGGAGAGGAGAGAGAGGAAAGCUUUUUAAAAAAACGCUCAUUAGAGUUUGACACUGCAACAUGACAUAGAAUCAUAGAACUGUAGAGUUGGAACAGACCCUGAGUGUCAUCUAAUUCAACUCCUUGCAAUGCAGGAAUCUCAGCUAGAUCAUAGAUGGAGUGGGGGGGGGAUUGCUCUAUCUUCCAUGCAACAACCAUUUAGAUAUUUGAAGAUGCCUAUCAUGUCUAGAUGCAGCCUAGAUAUGAAGCAGCCUAGAAUAGCAUUAGUUUUGCACCACAGAACCCUGCAGUACCCCUCUUGUCACUUUUUUGCAGGAUGACACAGAACCAUUAAUGAGUAUUCUGGGGUUGGUCAGUCAACCAGCUACAAAUCCACAUAACAGUUAUUUUGUCCAGUCCACAUUUUACCAGCUUCACAAGAAUAUCAUAGAGGACUUUGUCAAAAGCCUUACUGAAAUCAAGAUACACUAUGUCCAUAGCAUUCCCCUGAUCCACCAAGCUUGUAAAUCUAUCAAAAAAGGAAAUAUUGUAGCAUCUGGAACAUAUGAUAGGGUCAGGGUUGAAGGUUUGGCACUGGACUGAUUUUGUGUUGCUUUUUUUUUUUUUUUUUAAGCAAGCUCAUAAGGUGAUCAGCAGAGAGACUUGCUCUGUCUCAUGGCCAGUGUAGCAGGUGGGACAGAAUCAAAUUUUGUCACCUAUGCUUUAAUGUCCAUAAGAAGCUGCAAUAAGAGAUUGUCCGUACAUUUGAGAUUUGAUAUAAUUAAUAUAAUAAAAUCCACCUUUCUGUUUCUUUUAGCAAAGCAGCUGGCAGCAGCUGUAUCUUUUGUGAAUUAGUAACUGGAGCUUGUGGUUGGAUAGAUGUGCCUUAACAAGUUUAACUUUAAUCCAGGCAAGAUGGAAAUGAUUAUAGUUGUGGCUAGAGAUUCUGGAACCAUGCAAUCUGCUUGCAAUAGAAGGUGUGUGUUUGUAUUACUUUUAUCGUCCAGGUAUGCAGCUUAAGUGCCCUCUUGAAUCCACUGCAGUAUUUGGAGAAGUGUGUGACAGCAAGGGCCAGGAAUUAUUUUUCAUUAUAUGUUAUAUCUAAUGCAUCAGCUGUGUCACUUUGUGGUGAACCCUGACCUCCACAGCACCUUUGCGACCUCAUGGACUAUAUGAGGACUUCCUUUGAAUGUUGGUUUGUAGCUGUGGCCAGUAAAGAAUGCUGGCUGGUUUGUUCUGAGAGUAUUUGAAAGCAAAAAUAUAUUAGUUUUGUGCUGAUGCAGUGGUACCUUGGGUUAAGAACUUAAUUCGUUCUGAAGGUCUGUUCUUGACCUGAAACUGUUCUUAACUUUAAGCACCACUUUAGCUAAUGGGGCGUCCCGCUGCUGCCGCGCCACCACCACACGAUUUCUGUUCUUAUCCUGAAGCAAAGUUCUUAACCCGAGGUACUAUUUCUGGGUUAGCGGAGUCUGUAACCUGAAGCAUCUGUAACCUGAAGCGUCUGUAACCCGAGGUACCACUGUACUAGGGUUCUCUUGAGGUGCUUCUCCUUACCUUUUCAAAGGCUGUUAGAUCAGUACUAAGUCACCAUCUUUAAAGACCAUUUCUUCCCCUUAUGAGUCUAGUUGCCUGUAAGACCUUGAGCGCCUUCUUCAGAGUAUUCUUCUUUAGGAGGAUGAACUGCCAAUGAUAAGGAGAAGUAGUGCAACCGCUGGUUUUCUGUGCAUCCUCCAGCCAGCCCCAGAGCUUCAACUCUAGUUGUAGGUAUUUUUGGAUACAGUGUUUUUUUUAUAUGGAUUGGAAAAAGAGUGGCAGAGAGGUUGCAUAAUGGGGGUUUAGAGGGUGCGCUCCACUUAACGUGGUAUUUGCCUAUGCACGUAGGGGCCCAGAACACAACCACUGCAUAAAUGGGGAGUCGCUUGUAUUUACACAUGGUACCUGCAGUAAAACUCUGAGAUGGAUGUUGAGAGAGAGAUGUUUGUGCACCCCUCCACUGUGCUUAUAUUUUAAAAUGUUGUAUAAGUUUUUCAACUGAUGAUCUGGAUGAAAAUGAAAAAAAUUAAUGGGGUUCUUUUGCCUUGUCCAUAUACAGCAGGGAUGGGCAAUCUGUGGUCCUCUAGAGGCUGAUGGGAAGUCCAAGAGGGAUGGCAGGAGCUGUAGACCAGCAAUAUCUGGAGCUAGAUCCCUGUUAGAAGCUCAGCAGACAAUCUGUUUGACUUAACAGAAGCUCCAGUGGCCAUGACGAGCUCUUUAGCACACUUACCAGCAUUUGCAGUUUCCAUUCCUGAAGUUUGCAAAACAAUAAAACUUCAAAUAGCACUUUAAAUCAUUAAAGUGCUGUCCAAACACUAACGUAGCUAAUGUCAAAUAUAAACCACAGGGAAUUAAAAAGCCUUGAAAGGAUUUAAAAGGUCAAGGUUGCUCAGCAGUACUUGGUUUUAAGACUCUCUUUUAUUUGUAAAAAAAUUAAUACAGACAUAUUUCUAAAACCGGUUAUAAUCUGUAUGGGAGGAUCUGUAUGGGUACGUACUGAGAAGUGUUUUGGAACUGUUCUUUUUGGGGGAAUGUGAGAGAGCAAACAUUGAUACUCCUUGAAUUAUUUAAAAUAUGAACUCUUAAAAUACUAAUUGACUUUUACAGCGGAGAUAGUAUCAGUUUCACAAGUCUGUAGCUUAGUUCAAGAUAUAAGUCAGUAAAGUGGAAUGUCUCAGUUUUAAGACUGGAUAGGCUAUUAGCUGCACAAAAGUUAUUGCUCGCACUAAAAAGUAGAAUCUCCUUUGCUACUAAUGUAGUACCUAGUGCAAAUCUGAAAACUUAACCAUUUGAAAUAAAGACCCACAUAAUUAGAAAGGUAAUGCUUUUGAAUUAUGGUGUUGGAGGUGACCCUUGAGAGUCCCAUGGACUGCAAGAAGAUCAAAGCUAUCCAUUCUUAAGGAAAUCAGCGCUGAGUACUCACUGGAAGGACAGAUCUUGAAGCUGAGGCUCCAAUACUUUGGCCACCUCAUGAGAAGAGAAGACUCCCUGGAAAAGACCCUGAUGCUGGGAAGGAUUGAGGGCACAAGGAGAAGGGGACAACAGAGGAUGAGAUGGUUGGAUAGUGUUCUCGAAGCUACUAACAUGAGUUUGACCAAACUGCGGGAGGCAGUGGAAGACAGGAGUGCCUGGCGUGCUCUGUUCCAUGGGGUCAUGAAGAGUCGGACACGACUAAACAACAACAAUGUCCCAAUUGCCAUGAAUCAUCUCAAAUUAACCCAAGAAUUUGACUGAGUACUUUGGAGGUGGUAGAAUGUGCAAACUUCUGACUUUUCAAAUAGGCUAGAGUUAGGUGUUGGUAGAUUACAAAUCCCAUUAUCCUAACUAUGGGCAGGCUGGCUGGGGCUGAUGGGGUUUGGGAGUCCCAACAACACCUGAAAGGCACUGGGCAAAUUCAAGAUCCUUGUUAGAUCAUGACAUUAGCCCCUUUUCACUGGGUAAGGGGGGUGGUGCAUACAUGACAGAAGUGGUACAACCCCACACACUUCUGUACUUGCAGAUCAGCUUUUAUUUUAUGGAAGCCUGCUAGGAAGAGCUGAGUGGAUUCCAUAUAUUAAAUAAGAUGUACAAGAGCUCCCUGUUUACACACACACACACACACACACACACACACACUGAUAAGCAUGCUGUCUGUGUUUAAAUAUUUGGCAGAAAGUGUAGUGGAACACUUGCACUCUUUCCCUGCAUCCCAUGUACACAUAAAUCUUGUGUGAACCUGAAGGAUAGCUCAGUUGGUAGAGCAUGAGGCUCUCAAUCUCGGGGUUGUGGGUUUGAGCCCCAUGUUGGGUGAAAGAUUCCUGCACUGCAGAGGGUUGGACCAGAUGAUCCACGUGGUCCCUUCCAAUUCUAUAAUUUUUUUGGGUGCAUCAUUUGUCACUUUCUGCUACUCCCCUUUUCACACUCACUACUUCCUCGGUGCUUUCGUUUAUUUUCUGUCGGUUCUUUUAACUAUUUCUGGUGCCUUCCUGAAUGGGGGAGCAUAGUUAUAAAUAUCCACACACACACACACACACACACACGUAUAUAACUUUCUUUUGAUCAUCCCAGAAAACUCCACAAGCAAACCACAUUAAAAAUUUCUAUAGCACGUGUUGCAGCAAUCCAAAAAAGUGUCUGCUGAGAAUUUACAAUUGCUUUCUUUUCUCUUCCGGCCAGGCUCCUAACCAGAAAACUGCACAAGCAAAUUUAUAAUUGCCUGUGUGUUUUUGCGCAUUUCCUGGGUUGGAUUUUUAUUUUUUAAAAAUUAUACAAAGCGUGCAUACAACUGCCUCCGCACAUGCUCUGUCAGUACUUAAUUGGCAUUGCAGAAUCAGCAGGUAGAGAUUUUUGCACAUGGAGGCAGUCCUUAUCACCUACUAAUGCCUUCAGAUCAAGGAGCUCUUAGGUGGCUUUAAAAGAGAAUCGGACAAAUUCAUGGAGGAGAAGAUUGUCAGAGGUUGCAGCUGGAGGCAGUAAUGGUUCCAUAUACCAGUUGCCGUAGACCGCAGGUGGGGAGAAUGUUCUUGUGUUCAGAUCCUGCCUGUGGGUUUCCCACAAGCAUCUGGUUGGCUACUAUGAGAACAGGAUGCUGAACUAAAUGGUCCAGUGGUCCAGCAGGCUCUUCUUAUGUUCUUCAAUCAUCUUCUCUUGCAGGAGCAAGGCCAGGUGAAAGAACCAGCAAGUUAAGUCGGACACAUCACCUCUUAUGAGCUUGUAAAGCAUCCUUAUCUGUGUGGAUUUAACUUCAGUCCAGGCUUUAUGGCUUGCGACUGCUUGUUUUCACCAGCUGGAAGUAGCUUUGGAGGGUGGGGGAGGAAUGGCAACAUAGGGCAUAGUUAUGCUUGCUUUUCCUGUCCCUCAAAGACAUAUGUGAGAUUCAAGUGAGGUGCUAAAAUUCCACCUCCCUUCCCUCUUGGGCCUUGUUUUUUCUUUAUUUACAAGGAAAUGUGUGCCAGGAGGUGAACUUUUGAAGCCUUGGCAUCUUGUUCAGUCCUGGCAGUUCUGACAGCUGUGAGGCCUUUCUGCUGUGUUGAAGGAAAGAUUGUGGGUUGCUCCACAGCACGGUCAAAUUCAUCCUGACACUUGAAGUCCAUAUGGUGGUGGUUCUUCCUCUCUUUGGCAUGGGGACUCCCAGACGUCGGGUAACCGUGUGUGCAUACUGGCACACAUGGACUGAUGGUUAGGGCUGCCCCCAAGACAUUUUGCUGCUUGGGGCAGGGCAGCAAAUCCAUUUCAUGUCCCGCAAUCAGCCGCUUGAAGUGCUCACUCAGAUGAAAAAUAGGACUGGACUUGCUGGUUGUGUUAUCAUUUACCAAAAUCUUCUAAGUUUCAUUUUGGAAAGCUAGAGCAGGGCUUUCUUUCCUGAUUUAUGGAGGAACGAUGGCUAGUCUGGGGCCCAGUAUUGGGACAAUGGAAAAGCAAAACUUUGCUGUAAGAGAGCAAUUGUCAACUGGAGCUGACACCUUUGGGGUCAUGUACCACUUGGGUUGAAGCCUCUGUAAGGGCUAUUCUGUAUGUGCCAGAACGAGAGCAUUCCUAAGGACUGGAGCCAGGCUUGAAGCUGUGCUUCCAGCAAUGAGCUGUUCAGCCAGAUGUUUCUACCUGCCAAGGCUUGUUAAUGGGCAGAGUAGUCUGCUGUUCCAUGUCCUUAGCCAAUAAACAAAACUUAUUGCUUGGUGGGGAAGGGAAGAUGUUUUGCUUUUUUAAUUUUUUGUGGGGGAAAGAGAGAGGAUGCUAUCAUUGCAGAAACCUCAACUCAUUCCUAAAAAGCCCCCACCCUCAUUAAUAAUCAUGGAAUGGUCUUGCUCCUCACCCCCCCCCCCCAGUUGCCAUGACUGUUGGCACCAUGUCAUCUCACAAAAAUAGGUCAACUCAUUUCUAGGCAAACAUUCUGUCUCCUCCUUUAGGACUCUCUUGGAUGCUCUUAGAUAUCUUCACUUUACACAAUAGGGCAAAGUGUUUGCACAGCAAAUUGCUGCUUCUAACCUUAACACACUGCUCCCUUAUGUAUGAAUUUAACCUCUCUGUAAUAGAGAAUUGCUUCCUUGUGGCUUUCCAGCAUAGCUGAAGAUGACAUGAGAAGCUCAGCCGCAACAUAAGGAGAUUAUAGCAUUACAAGAGAAGCAAGUCAUAAACUCCUUGGAGCUGUUCCAGGAACAAAACUAGCUAAUUUGGGAUCCCCAAAUCCAAGCAAAAAUUCAGAAGGGAGAAAGUUCAUAAGCUUCCUUGUUUAUGAAUGAGGAACACACAGGGAUAGCAAAUGUGUGUUUUAGUUCACAAUCUUGCUGCAAUGAUUUGGUUGAAAUGCACAGUUCCCUUUUAUAGGGAUGCGAUAGAUGACUUCUGCAUGAAGCCGCAGUAGCCCAACAGCUUCGUGAUGGAAGGCUGUAUGAAAGGCUGACCUAGAGGCUCCCUCCAGGCGUCUUUUUAAAAUGCGCAUUCAUGAUCAUUUGCACUCAUGAUGGUAUCAGGGUAGCUGCACAUAGCCUGUAUUCAACAGUGUUUUGCACCUGCAAACUUUGUGGUGGAUAUGUGGCCAUUUCCAGUCAGAGUAUGUACCCCAUGCCAUCCUGCUGAAAUCCUGCAUGCUUUUUUAUGCCACAGACGUUCCAUGGAGGGAGGGGUCAUCUGCCCUGCUUUUGUUGAACUACGAUAUAAGAGCACCCCUCCAGACAACAAUAACGCAGUAACAUUGGGGAAGCGUUGCAGAACAAGUAAUAAAGCAGAAUGUUGUGUGGAUAGUCCAGUAUAAAUACACUACUAAUUCACUAUUAUUGCAUCAGUGACAUGUAGCAGAAUGCACCUGCAAAGAAAUGCCCAGGGCAGGAUUCAACUAAUGAGUCACAUCAGUGCAAGCCUGUACAAAAUGCUUUAUUUCCUUCUCUCUCCCCCCCCCCCCAUGUCCCCUAAAUUGGUUCGGGGUGUCAGGAAAAUCCCCAGAACCCCCAGAAGAGUGCACAGGUAGAGGAGAAGGGGGAUUGUUCUGUCUGACAAGCCGAAAUUCCUUACACUGAUGCAACAAUCAGAAAAGCAUGGCACUGAAUUCUUCCCCUCGAGGCAGCCCUUAAGAACUCAGACUUAAGAAAACCCAGCACAAUCGGUUGGUUGGUGAAGCAAAACACCCUCUUCUUGCUAGAGAACUGUGUCAACUUCCAUGUAAGCCUGAGCCUUGAAGAAGCAAAAGUUUCGUCCUAUUGUUGUUCAUAAUAUCCCCCGAUGGAAAGCCCCUAAGUUCAAAAUCCAUUAAGAUCUGGUCUUUUCUUUUGAGGAAACUUGAUAGCCACUCAUUGAAUCUGUCCCUGUUUGAUAAUAUGGGUGUACCCUUUUGGCUCAUCGCAACCAUUAUAUAAAAGUUGACCUUUCUUGUGUGCAGGCCACUGCCUUAAAAAUCCUUCAGUGCGGCAGCAGCAAAUGCUGAAAUGUUAACAUUUAAGGACUCCUUAUCUGUGCAUUGCCCAAUUGUAUGCGCACAAUGCCACUGUUCCCAGGGAACGAGCUCUGGUGUGCAUAUGUCACACACAACUGGGCGACGCACAGAUGAGAAAUCCUUAAAUGUUACUCUUCCACGCGUAGUUCUGCCGUGGGAAAGAGUUUUUCAGUGUCCUGCACACAAAGAUCCCAUUCAUCCCCCCACCCCCAUCUUUUAACACAUGUUUUGUAGAGUUUCCCAACAUAGGUAUCACUAGGACUCUUAACUCAUCAUUGGGGCAUUACUAACUUUGAAUGGGAAGGGCUGGUUUUGCUAGGAGUCUGCUUACAAUAUUGUUUAGGAAACGUACCGUGAUGGUUUGUGUACUAUCCUUGACGUAGCUUUGCUUCAUUUCAGUCUGGCUUUGAAGUGCUUCAAGGUUUUCUCUUGCUAUAUGAUUGCUAACCACCGAGGAAACAAAACCUUGGCUGCAGAGCAGUUACUGCUCUGGCAGUCACUUUUAUCCUGGGACUGAGUGACUUAUGUUUGUGUUUUCGUAGGAGGAUUCCUCUGCUGGGCAAGUUGAGUCUUAUUGAUGUGAAGCCCAAAUUCCCUUGGAGACUCUCCUUUGAGAUUUUUUUUUAUUUUUUUUACAUCAGUCAAAGCAAAGGGCUGCUUAAAUAACAAAACAAAAAAAAAGCAAAAGGGGAAUCCAACUGUGCUCUCUGCCAGCAUAGAACAAAAGAGCCAAAGUACAGUGCUCCUGGCAGUCUUCUUGGAAACACACAUGUUGGUCUAGGCAGAUGCCUUCAGAAACAUUUGACAGCAAUUUGGCAAGGCUGCAACUUUUGACUAAACCUGGACUUGGUAGAGGGAAAGGAGAGGUUGCUGACAAAUUGCCAGUUUGGUUCUGUAAAAGAACCUCAUUGCUAGGCUGAUCUCCCCUGGUCCUGCCAUUGCUACUCCUAAAUGUUUACGUGCACAUUUCAGGCGGUCCCAUGUACACAAGGACCGGGAGACUGCAAGGGCCUGUGGAAGGUUGUGACACAUGCAUAGAUAAUGCCCUUUGAUUCAAGAUUAUUUGCUCCUUGAGUCUAAACAGCUUGGGUUCUGAAAUAAGAUCACUUAAGAAAGCUCACAAAAGGAAAAAAUAGCCUGCCCUCUUCUCCCUCCUUUGCUCCAAACAGCCCCUCCUGAAUAAUGUGAGCUGAUGGAGAAGGAUAGAGUUGCCCAGAAUUGGGCAAAUUUGGGGUGAUUCUCCUCUUCUUUGCCAAGAGCACUCCAAAUUGUUGUAUGGAGUCUUGUGACUCCAGGGAGACGCUUUUCCAGGGGCACAGGUGGUUGUGGCAGGAGGAGAAGGGAUGGAAAACUUUCCUUCUGUAAACUUUGCUAACUUGGUACCUGACCCUACGUAGUUGGUUGGUUUUUUAAAAAAACUUUGAAUAACUGUGGGACUGACUUCCAAGUAAGUAUUAAUAGGAUUGAACUAUGCAUGUUGCUCCAGAGAUUAAAUUAAAACCAGGGAAACCUGGGGAGAGUUCUUCUCUGUCCUCUGCAAUGUGGCCAAAAAAAGGAGAUAAAAUUGAGUUUCUUCCCCUCUUCCCCUCUCUUUCUCACUCACACUGCAACAAGCUAGGGAGCAAAUGAACUAUGCAGAUGCUGAAAGAGCAACAUCCAUAGGAAGAAUGCAUGGUUUUGAUUGGCUUAGACUGGGCUGUCAUAGGCCUGAAAAUGUAUAAAUAUGGUUGUGAGUGACAGGAGAAAGACUGAACUGUGGCUCUGGAUGGUUUGUGGGGGACAAAAUCAUGGCAGGACUACGUUCCACUUUGCCCAUAAGUGGAGACUCCCCUGAAGCGAGCUUUACACCCAAAUAAAUCUGUACAGUAUAGGAUUUCAAUGUUAAUUUCCAGUUAUUACCAUCCCAUGAUUUCAUACUUGUAACCUUUAACUCAACAUCUCUGUUUAAAAGAGGUGGGGGGUGGGGGGAGGAGAAAUCUGCCCUUUUACUCUUCAUCUUGCUAAAAUUAGGACAGAAAAAGCUAAUCAGUUAAAAAUAUCUUGGGUAUGCACCUUUUAUGGUUGCAAGGAACCGUUACACACCACCUAAAAUUAAUUGCAACUUUUGUUAAUAUUAAGACUGUCUAGUUUCUUUUUAAAUAUAUGUUUUGUUGCAAAUAUAACAGAAAGAAAAAAGAAAGAAACGACGUCAGCUCACACUAACAGUAAGAAUAAUCCAUCAAUCCUAAUUCAAACAUGCAGAGUCCAUAUGUCCAAAUAGAUAUCCAGAAGAAAUUGAUUGAUGAUUACAAGAUAUAUGUUCAAAUGUAGCAAGGGCAGUAAGAUGUGCAGCCUCUUGAGAAAUGAAUGGUGGGUAUUUUUUAUCCUUCCAAGUUUGAACUAUAUGUCUCUCUCAUUGUGUAACUGAUAGUCAUCAUCCCCAAUCAGAGGAGCAUAAUUUAAAACUUUCUUUAUUUUUUAUUCCUGUUUUCUGUUACCAAGGAAAUGCUUUUUCUCCCUGUCCAAUAACACUCAAACUUGUGGAGUGAAGGUGAUAUUGAAAGAUUUGAGACAGAUAAAAGAAAGUACUUCUUCAUGUAGCGCAUAGCCCUAUUCUGCCUCCCCCCACCCCACCGUACCCCAAAUUGGGCUCAUAUGCACACAUGAGAGACACACCUAAUCAAAGGUGAAAUUGUUAUCAUUGUGGGUAGUACUUCCUCUGGUCAAAGUGACAUUCGUGUACUCAGAACUAAUGGCAAAAGCAGAUGUCUUUCUCAGGAGAACAAAAAUAGGUUCCUGGAUUCAGGGACACGGCAAAAACAAAUGUCAAAUACAAAAGGGCAGAGAAUUUCUCAAGGGCGUGUGCACAGUAAUUCAGUUCUUGCCUGAAGAGGAAGAGGUGAACACUCUUCAGUGUUCCUCUCCCCCCCUCUUAUUGUAUUAAUAGGACGGUGUCCUUUUCUUUUUGAAGCAAGCUGUUCGUUCUCUCUCUCUCUCUCUCUCUCUCUCUCUCUCACCUCUGUAAAUUCACACAGGAACAGGAAGUUGAAUGAGUGUGUAUGUAUAUAACGAAUUUGUGAACGACUGGCCGUCUGUAUAUAGCUUCAAAGGUGGGGCACACAACAGAUGAUUGGUCAAUACUUGGAUUAUUUAACUGCUUAUUGUAACAUAGACUUAGUUUCCUGCCUCAGCUUGUUCUUCACCAGUGUUUCCCCUUUCACAUUUAAACCACUGUCUCUAGGUCAGAUAUUACUGGGAUUACAGUUUGCGUGAACUAUACUUGUUUUUCACCCUUUCUAGAGCAAGUCAUGGCGGAAGAUCAAGAACAUGGUGCACUGGUCUCCUUUCGUCAUGUCCUUCAAGAAGAAAUAUCCCUGGAUCCAGCUAGCAGGGCAUGCAGGUACAGAAGAUUUAGGUUGUGCUGUGUAAUCUCAAAGGGAAACUCCCGCCUAAUAAAGAGAAAGUGUUUCGGAAGUCUCUUGGUGGAUUUAAGAUAAUUAGCUACCUUAACGCAAAUUGUUUCUGGAAAUUGAAACAUAAGUGCUUGCACUAGGUCGUCUCUACGGGGGUGGCUUGAGCCAAAUGCUAGGGUGCGUACAAACCUCGGGAAAUCUAUGGCACCUGUAAUAGAUGGCCCAAGGAUGAAUGUUAAUGUCUGAGCCACAGAAAAAGGACACAUAACUUCUGCCAUCAAAAUGCUCUGAUGUCCUCGCCAGAACAAGUCUUUGCUCCGAAACGAACAGUGUUUGAAAUCUGUUGGGAUCCAGUCCAGGCCAACACUCUUCUCUUAUUUAGAACAGCCUGACAAUAUAUCCCUGGCAGAUGGUUGUCAACCUUGCCUUGAAAACCCUCAAGGAGGCUUAUUCCACUGAUGAGUUGGCCUUAGAAUGGAGAAAUUCACCUAGAGUUUUAACCUAGGAACCAGACUUCCUUGCUGUUUCCCAGGCUUUCCAGUUGCCUAGCCUUUCAGCCUGAUGUUUAAGGGUACACUAAAGAUAACCUGAAAGUUUUCCAUUAUGUAUUAGCACUCCCUUGCAUAUCUGAGCAUCUUCUAGCACCACACCCUUUUGAACAUGUGCACAUGCAUGUGCCCCUGAAUGAUCUGGAGUUGCUAACUAGGAUCUUUUUUGAAGUAAACAUGACUGCGUUGUGCCUGGAAAUACUAUUUGACGCCACUGCACUUAACCAUUUUGUUAGAGGCAGGGAACAAGUGAAACCUUUUCUGUGUGAAACCUUUUCUGUACCCAGUGGAAAACUCAAUGUUAUCCUUUGCUUUUUGUUCUGUCUCUCAGGUAGCUUCAAAGCUGCAGCUAAUGGGAGGAUACUGAAGAAGCACUGCGAGUCUGAACAGCGCUGCUUGGACCGCUUGAUGAAUGAUGUCCUUAAGCCGUAUGUUCCUGCCUACCAUGGGGACAUAGUGAAGGAUGGGGAGCGUUACAAUCAGAUGGAAGAUCUCCUGGCUGACUUUGACUCUCCCUGUGUCAUGGAUUGCAAGAUGGGAGUCAGGUCAGUUUUCCUUGGUAGCUAAAGGCACAACCUGCCUCUUCCCCAGCUUCAUCCAGUAACAACAGAAGCAUGAUUUCAUCUUACAGUGCCUAAUGCCUUUCUGCUCCCCAACGGGAGGCAGGAAAAUGCUGAGCAUGAGGUCAUCAUGCCACACAUUUCUGUUACUGCAUUUACUUGGAAGAUGGCAGCAGCCACACAUCUCCAUAAUACGUAGCUAGGUUCUAAGGGUGAAGCCUUUUUCCAGCCAUUUGGAUGGAUGGAUUUAAGGUAGCAAGAAAGGCUGGUUUUAAAUUGCUGUAUCACUUUGAAACCAACCCCACGUACUUCAUAUGUUUCCUAAAAAAUGGUACAGAUCUGACCACUAAGCCAAGCUUAGCACCGAUAUAGGCAGGACUGUUCCAAUGCAUUUUGCCACCUGAGGCAGACCAGCUUAGAGCACCCUGUCUCCACGCCAAGUCAAAAUGCAUGAUAUCGCAAUAUUGUUUUGGCAUUUGAGGCAGAAAAUCCCACAAGUACCUCUCCCGCUAGUUGUCAGUAAAAAUACAAAGGUAAUAAAUGAAAUAACUUUUCCUAAUGGCAGAGCUUGCUCUGUCUUAUAGGCCUUUUGGCUCAGAAGUGAGUAUAAGUAAUAAAGAUGUCCUUAGAAGACCGUACUUUUCAGUUGAAUAGUGUUAUGUGGGUAAGCUGUAAAUUGGGAGCAGAGGGUGAAUGCUGUGUAGUCCUCACCCAAGGUUAUUUAAACCAGGUUGGCUGUGGGAAUUCCUGAUAAGCUGGGCUAUAUCGUGUCUGUCAGGUUAUUUUCAUAAGCUAAAAUGUAUAAUUCUGCCAUUCAGUCUCAAAUUCCUCCUGAACAUGACCUUGACAAAAUGCAAAAGGGGUCUCCUGAUUAUUAUUAUUAUUAUUAAAAUUAAUUUAAGUGUGGGAGAUUAAAAUGAAAGUCUUGAUGUUUACCUGUGAAGAAAACGUCUUCAGUGAGCCGCAUAUCUGGAGAAACUUUAGCUGAAGUGGCAGUUUAGAUACUGAGCCACCCUCUUCCCAGCCCCCUUUCCAGGAUAAAGAAAUUCACUGUCCAGUGUCAUCGUGAGUUUACUCGUUGUGAGGAAAAAUGCUGUUUGCUCUGUUUGGCUUGGAAUCUGUUUGCGCUGAGGGAAAGCAAAGUUCAAAUUAACUGCAUGAACAAAUGGAAAAACAUUCUAAGCUGGGUUAACGAGUCCUUUCCCCCUCCCAAAAGUACAUCCUUGUUCAAGGAGAUAGCGGAAGAUUUUUGCCUUGCAGUUCGUUUGACCUAGAAGCAACUUGUAGGUCUGCUAUACAAGAAUACUUCAAAACUGGUGGCAACUGUACAGAAACUUGAAUUCUUUCUGAGAACCCUUGGCCAACUAAUUCAAACUGGAGCCAGAAUGCUUCAUUUAAUGGUACAAAGGAUACCUUUUCAAUAUACAAACAGCAGCAAAGAGCUGGACAAGAUUACUAUGGCAGGAAAUGGGUGAUGCCAGAGGCAAUAAUAAUAAUAAUAUUAAUAAUAAUACACCACCCAUCUGUCUGGGUGGUCCCAGCCACUUUGGACGGCUUCUAACAAAUAUAAAAACAUAAUAAAACAUCAAACAUUAAAAACUUCCCUAUACAGAGCUGCUUUCACAUGCACACAAUUCUCCAUUCAGACAGAUAUGAGGCAGUAUUACUGGUCAAGGACAGAGUCUAGCAGUUGAGAGCAUCGAGUCAAUGAGGGGUGUGACCUGGAGACGGGGAGGCCCUAGGAGAAUCCCCAGGAUUAGAUUGAGAGGCUCCCUAUCCAGUCCAUGACAUAAGAUUUCACAGACUAAGGUCUACUUCAGUUUAUGCGAAAUUUCAGUGACUUGGUAUAUUGUGGAGGGAAGAGGGGGUGAUCUGGAACUGGAGAUUACACCUGUUGGUGAUAACUCUGGCUAGUAUUCAGAGGAAUAUAGGCUCUCGUUAUAUAUUGUACUGGAUCUCUGUUGUGUGGCAUAUGGAAUGCUGAGAAGAACUGAGCCAGCUUUCAAAUUUUAUUUCAAAUAUCGGUUGCUGGGUUUUUAACAUUAAUGGUCACAAAUUGCUCGGCAGAGUGUUCAUUUUCUCAGUUUUCUCAGAUAUUAAAAAACCCAACAGAACAACUAUGCAACAAGACAGGUUUGGAUGCCUUAUCUCUACUAAGUAUAGAAGCAGAUGCGUUAUGUAAGAUUAGUUUUGAGGAACUGAUCAAAGACUUUGCAGUUAGAAAAAGGAGGAGUGUUUUUUUUCAAAUAUAAGGUGGAAGUAUACAAAAAAACCCCACCACAUUAUUUUCUAUCUUAUUGCAGGUUUUGUUUCAUUUCAAAAAAUGCAAUUUUAUUUUAUGGUUUAUUGUUGUUUAUAUUUUAAAUUAGAUAUAUACAUGGAGGCACCAAAAAACUUGUGUGCUUAGGGUCUUAAUCCAGCCCUGCCCACCACACUGGCCUCUCUGGCUUGUAUGAAACAUUUGGAAUAUGGUUUUAUAUCUGACACUCCUCUUGUUUGGAAGGCCUACAGGCAACCGAUCGGCAAAACCUGCUGCAAAGUGCUUAGUAACUUUUAUGGCUGGGAGCAGAUUUGCAUUAAAGUCUGGAUAUGUGUUUGGCUCCCAAAUUUACUGACUACAAAUCUGUAGUCAGCCUUAUCUCUACUAAGUCAGCAGACGUUAUUGGAGCCAGGAACUUAACAUUUAGGCUUGUUUGGGGCAGCAAAAAAGUAACUUGAGGAAGCGCUGCAGGGUGACUGGCAUAUAUUUUGCUGACCCAGGAGUGCCCCGGCCAGUGCCAUUUCAAGCAGCUGUUACUAAUAGAAAGCAGAGACCUCUAGUGGGCAGAUGGGGAAGACAUGCUUAGGAAAAGUGUCUUUUCUGAAUCCUUGUCCCCCAUCACAAAUGGGAUUAACAAAGGCAAUGGAUGCACAGAGUGGCUCACUCAUUAAUUUCAUCAUCAUCCUAAUGGGUGAUGGUGAUUAAUAAUAAUACUGCCAAAUUAAUGCCCUCUGAGUGGUUCACAAUUCCAGGUGUCCCUUAUAUCUGGAAAGGAUGCUGAAUUUCAAACUGCUCAAACUACCCACCUGUAUAAUUUAUGGCCUUCUCGUGCAAUUAUUUUAUCCUUUCAUGGUUGCCUUACCACAUGUUGUUUGAAAGACAGGGCUUUGAUCUUUAUUCAUGGGCACCUUCCAUAAAUGUUGUUAAAUACAAGUGUUUGGUUUCCAGAAUAUAAAGUGUUUGAGCAGUGCACUAGGUCAGCCUUUGGCCUGAUCCAGGGCAGAGACUGCUCUUAAAUUCUUAGCUCAAAUCGACACAUGUACCAGUAUUUCCAUUCCAGAUAUUGCUCUUUUUAGGGUGUUUUGCCCUGGUUAGUUGCAAGUUUCUACCACUGUGUCUUGGUGGGAGAUUAACUCCCACCAGUACAUGGAAGGUUUCUGACCACACUUUCUGGUUUCUGGAAAUCCUAGAGGAUCAAAAUAUGAGGGAGGCAAAAAACUUGCCCCCCAUAGUUGGCUGUGAUAGAUAAGUUUCCGAAGAUGGUGAGCGUCACACUUAGUGUCCUCUCUGCAGAACCUACUUGGAGGAAGAACUAACAAAGGCCCGGAAGAAGCCAAGCCUACGGAAGGACAUGUAUCAAAAGAUGAUUGAAGUCGAUCCGGAGGCUCCGACUGAGGAGGAGAACGCCCAGCGUGCCGUAACCAAGCCCCGAUACAUGCAGUGGAGGGAAACAAUAAGUUCUACAGCGACUCUCGGAUUCAGGAUUGAAGGAAUCAAGGUGAGGGUUUUGAAUCUAUUUGGUGCAUAACAGAGAUAAUAGGUGGAAUAUUUCCUGAGAAAGGUGCUUGCCGGGAGUUCUGCCUUUAUCAAUAGAAUUCUCGAUAUACUGCAACUGAACCAGCAGCUAAACUAGAUGUUUAAGCAGUUUUGCAGAGUGCAUUGUAAUGAAGUUCUAGUUCCACCAAGGUCAAACGGGAUAUUUCACUGUCAAGCUGAAAUGGCAGUCUUUGAAUGUGUGUUGUAGAGAGUGCAUGGGAGCUCUCUUGUAGAAGAAAGAGCUGUGAGUCAGGUUUUUGUACACAGAAUAGAGAUAUACUUUAAAUAUAUAAAGUGGUGUAUAAAUUAAAAUUUUUUAAAAAUGAAAAUCCUGUAAUCCCUUUAUUGAGGCAUAACCCUUUGUCCUCCCUCUGUAUAAACAACAUAAGUAGAUACAGAUAGGUGAACAAAGAUAGAAGGCACCUGCUGUAGUUCUUGCUGCCUGCCAUCCCUGGGAUUUUAAUUGCUAUCAGCCAAUAUAUAAACAUUAUGCAUGCAUGGAGCUUUGCCACGUUGGUUUAUGUAAGGUUGCAAAGUUAUUCUUUAGGCAGGUUGCUUUGCCGAUGGAAGUGAGCAAACUUGUGAACAGAAGAAGCAGAAGAUUGUGUGCCAGCCUUAAAAAAACAAACAAAAACAAAACCUUUAAAAGUUCUGUUUGGAUGCAAGCGGCCAGUUCUGUUUUGAGGCUCGGUUUUCCUGUAGCCUCUAGCCCUACAGCAUUCCCCGGAUAUCCGAGCAGUUAUGGGAGCUUGGUGAUGCAUGGCUCACCACAUGGCUGGAGGCUGCAGACAUUACCACACUCUCACAGCUGCUUGGAUAUCUGGGGAAGCAGGAGAAAUGAAUUGGAAUGAAAACAUAGCACCCUUUUGCGACUUUCAGCUGAGUCCGUGGCUGGAGGCUUCAGAUACCAGCUCUCAACACAGCUAGGCUGCCAGACAGGAAGUCUUAAAGCAGCCACAAAGCAGUAAAUAGCUGUUUGAUUCCACACUGCACAAGUUGGUUUUUUUUUUAAAAAAAGAUAUUGCUAAAUUGUCCCCUGGCACUACAGUGUGCAUUCAUGGAAGUCAGGUUCUGAACAGGUGCUGAAAUGAGAACCAUGGGUGCAAAAGGGUGCUGUGUCUUCAUUCCAUCUGAAUCUAAACAAACCACACGGACUUGCUCAAAUUAGUACUUGAAUUGUGCUGGCUUAUAGAAUUGUAGGGUUGGGAAAGGUCCCCAAAGGAUACUAGUCCAAACCUCUGCAAUGCAGGAAUUACAGCUAAAGAUUCCAACCUCUGUUUAGAAACCUUCCAAGGUAGUCCAUUCUGCUUUGAAUUACCGUAGUCUCCUCAUUGCAGAAUACUAAAAGAUGUGGGCUAAUUUAUAUGAUUAGAGGUGUUUGCAAACCCUGUGGAUUUCAAGGAGUUUGGUUAGUAGUGCUGGGAAAGGUUCAUGCCUGAGAUGAAUUGAUCAUCUGCCUCUGUGUAACACAGAGCUUUAUACUUGCAAACCAUUUCACAUGUUGGCAUGUGGGACAAAGGGCUGGACUUGGCAAUGCAGAUCCCUUCCUGUAAUUUCCACGGCUGAAGAAAGAACAUUGUAUUGUGUUCAAAAGCUGCAAAUACCCCCAACCCCCCCAAAUAAAACCAUUCUCAAGUCUUCUCUGGACAGUCUGCAAGUCAUUCAGCCCCCACCCCAUGGCUGUUAUUUAAACGAUGGCCAACUUGUACCUUUGCCCUGUUGUAGGUUAUUCCGCAUCCUGUUUAAUGAACGGCAAAGCUGUCUGUUGACACAAAUGCAUUCUUCUGAGUAAUAGCCUUGGAUUUCAUCAUUGCUUUUUGCAGAAGGAAGAUGGCACCGUGAACAGGGAUUUCAAGAAGACCAGGACAAAGGAACAAGUCAUGGAGGCCUUCAGAGAAUUUACGAAAGGAAAUCGUAACGUUUUGGUGAGUCGCUGCAGCUGGUUUCCUUAUUAGUUUAGUACCCUAGGUUUCUUUAAUAUCCACAGUUACAUGCUAAUGUGAAACCUGCUCUCUUUCCUCGGCAGUUUAUGUUAUGCAUCCAGAAGAUGUGCAAUAUCUUAACUAGUUCAGAUUCCUGGUUAAGCUGGUCCAAAUCCUGUCUGUAAUGGAACACUGAAAAUGGGAUUCCUUGAAUUCUAGGAAAGUAGAAAGGUUUUUUUUUAGGAGGCCCACCUAUCAGGCCUACACCCUUGACAGUGUCAUCUUCUUUGCUAAGCACUUUGAUGAAGGAAAGAGUCCUGAACUGGCUCUGGGUCAUGUCAGGGGAAACAAGCAAGAACUGUUGUCCUUCUCUCUGUCUGUCUGUCUGUCUGUCUGUCUGUCUGUCUUUCUCGCACUCUCACAUACACACAAAGUUUAAACAGAAAGUUGGAAGUUUAUGGUGCCUGGUUGGCAGCACAAGUGGGUCUGUGAGUGUGGUAGUGACUUGCCAGAUUUAUGUAUCAGCUAAACAAACUAUAGCUUAGGGCCCCACUCUCUUGGGGCCCCCCAAAAAAAAUUAAAGGAAAAAAACCCUGGAUGCACAUUUCCAAAAUAUAAGAUAAAAAACAAAUCAAAUACAAUCUACAUACAGCAACAGUGUUUUGUGUUGUGCAAUUAUUUCACUAUUAGUAUGCUGCUUCUUAAUUGUAUUUCGCUAUUAAUACACUUCUUCUUAAUUGUGUUUGAGUUAACAAAUAUUUUGAUAAAAUACAUAUUUUGUUAUGUGCAAAUGGCUUUAGAUACCUAUUUAGAUCCAUAAAUUACCAUAUAGCAUAUAUUCAACACAAAAAACAGCAAGAAUUUGUUGUUGACAAAGGACAGUUGGACAUAUAAAGGGCCCGGUUACCUUCAGUAGCUUAGGGCCUCAUCAAAUCUAAAUCCGGCCCUGGUAGUGACCCAUUCUUAGUGGCCUUCCUGACAGCUGAAGGCAUCUUUCCUUCAAGGCAUAAUGGAGAGAGCUCCAAUGUUCAAACAUGGUUACAAAACCUCUUCUAUUUCACUAUGGGGGACAAGGAAACUACAAUUUUGCUGCUCUCCCUUGAUCUGCCUACUGCUUUUUGGUCCAGAGGCAUAGCUGUCAACUUUUCCCUUUUCUUGCGAGGAAUCCUAUUCGGAAUAAGGGGGGGGGAGGGAAAUGUUGACAGCUGAGGUGUGCACCUGCUGUAACAUUUGACAAAUCUUCCUCCAUGGUGGUGGGUGGAGCUUGAAGGGGCAAGCGAACUGUUUAGAGAAGCCUGUCAGGGGACGAGGAAAGAUUGAUAGGUGUAUCCAUCUCACAUAAUUUUAGGCCACAUGGCAUUGCUCAUAAAUUUCUAGUUACAAAUGAAAUGCAAGUACCCUCUGCAAACUGAAAAGAUCACAAAUACAUGCAGGAGAAGGUCUUUUAGCUUGCAGUGAGCAACCCUGCCCCAUUACUGAAUCCUGGAACAAUGCUGUUGCUGAGGGAGGAGGAAAGGUGGGUGCAUCUUGUGAUUUGAGGAAAAUGGCAACCCUUCCAAGUAAACUGUAGGGUUUUGUUUACCUGGAAACUGCGCUGAAGCUCCCCACCUUUUUAUUUCCUGGAAGCCAAGGGCUGGGAAUCCCAUCAACUCUCCUAAAGAGUUGAUCCUACACACACAUCCAACCCUGUUGCUUGGUGAAAUAGCUCUAAAUAUUUUGCACCAUGUCGCCCUGGUGGGUGACCUGACGCCAGGAAGUAGCGGGAGGUACUGCAACCCUGUUGGCUUCCCUUGACCUCGUCAGUAGAUUUCAGUAUUGUUGAGUAUCAUGUCCAUCUGGGUUGUCGUGCCAGGAACGGACCUGGAAAGUCCAGGAUAAUGGUGGUGCCAGUCCUUUCUGAAGUGCAAGACUGAGAAAGUGGAGCUAGAGGAAUUUUGAUUAGCCUUUGGAGUGUCUCAUCUUGUCCUGAUUUUAACAGCUACAUGAAACCAGUGGGAAAAGUUGUAUGAAAACUAAGUGCCUUCAAUAUGCAGGUGACUAACAGCUCCACCUCUCUCUCCCAACCUCCUGUUAGAUGGGAAUGAAUGCAUUUUUGCAUUUCCUCUGCAAACCACCCAAUUGGGCAAGUGAGCUCAAUUUUAGAUCCCACCACGUAUAGUCUCAGACGAGCAUCUCUGAACCUGGCUCUUUACCCAUUGCAGGUUUGCAGAGAUAGCUUACAAUGGAUGGUAGUUAAUGGGGGCUUCUUCUGGAGCCAGUGAACAAAGCUGGUACGUUUCUCACUGCCCAGCCGUUCUGCUAUGUGAAUCAUUUUGCUUUCAGUCCGGAGAGGUCUGAAAAAAAAUUAAAAGUGAAAUGGUUCUCGUGACCGUGACUCCGUAUGUCGUGGUUGGGGGAGCCUGUGACACACCAGCUAGUUACUCCCAUUGGCCCAAGCCAGCGUGGCCAGUGGUCAGAGAAAAUUAACAUCUGGAGAGCCCCCUGGUCUUCAGUCGUGGGUGACUAACUUGUAACGCAGGUAGGAGAGAUUGCCACAUUUGUGGGAAGGUGCAGGGUAAUGUAUGGGUCUGCCUGCCCUCCUGCUUGCCUCUUUAAUCCUGCCUUGUAGCCUCAGCCACUUCCAAAAGAGGGUGCACUUGUAUAUGCUGAAGCACAGUAGAAUUCCACUGUCUGCAGACCCAGGACCCACCUUCAACGCAAAACAAGUGUUUGGAGACUCUCUUAAUAUUUAAGCAUAUGUUGGUAAGGUGGCAGUGUUGCUGUUGUGGCCCAUCUCAGAUCAGGCCGGGACCCAGUAGCUGAACACCAGUGCUGUAGUGCAUGAUAGUGUGGCAUUUUGCUGGCUCUGGACCCUGCUUGUGUUUUACUUUACUUUUUUCUUUUUUUACUGCUACUGCCUUGAAAACUUUUCACCUCCCCACCCAGUUGCUCAUAUAAAAUUUUAACAUAAUUGUAAUGGGUUUAGGGGUUGCUCGUGCGUAAGUUGCCGCCACUCCUGGCUAGGUUACCUGGUUGAACCCUUUCUGACCGGACAGUCUCUAGCUUCGUGGCUGUCUCAGUCGCUGGCAGAAUCCGUCAGUGGGCGUUUCUUGAACUUCUUCCAGCACAAAAGUUCUUUGACGCCUAGUCUCCGCCUAGUCUCCCUGCGCGGAAGCCUUCUGCGCAGGGAGGGUGUGGGCAGCGGAGGACCCGUACUCUCUCCGCUGGUCUCCGGCGAGGAGUCUUGGAGCCUCCUCUCCGAUUCCCCCAUCUGCCCCCCUUCUCCACUGGUGUUAUGCUGAUUUCCUUCCCCAGCGGACGGGCUGCCUCUCUCCCUACUGGGACCCUCUCCGCCAUCCCUCUGGAGCCUUCCCUCCGCCUCUAGCUCCGAUGGCAGUUACCUGACAAUAAUUUUCAACAUUCAUUUAGAUGGAGGAAGACUGGAAGAAAUUCAAAGACUAUCUUCAGAAACACUGCAAAGUUAAGGAAUGUUAGAGUGAUGUUGGACUGAAAAUAAGUGGCUUCCAGCUACAUAGGUUAAAGUUAAUGAUAGACUAAGAUUAAAGAUCAAGAUUAAAGAUGUUUAAAGAAAUGGAAAUUUGAUAUGAAAAGGGAAAAUUUUAACGUUAUAUGAUACUAAGAUCAAGGAUUAGGUUUAAAGAAGUUGAAGUUAUAUAUUUUAAUAUUUUAUUAAACUAAAGAUUGGGAUUAAAAAAGUGGAAAAGAAACUGCUGGACAAAUAAUUUAGAUGGGAAUACAAAAGAGGGAGGUAUGAGGAAGUCCAGAAAAUAAGUAAUCUAAAAAUGGAAUGGAAAAGAGAGUUUGUUUUUAAUUGUUACGUUUUCUUUUGUUUUUUAUUGUUGAGUUUUGUAUUGCUUUUUGUGUGUGUUGUUUCUUUGUUGUUUAAAACUUUAAUAAAAAUUAUUUUUUAAAAAAAAUAAUUUUCAACAUUCAUUUAACACAAUUUCAUAUCUUAUACAUUUUGACAUCAAUCACAUCUGAAAAUUUUCCAAUCUUUUUCACUUAAUUUACAUUUCUUAAUCUCACUAUUACUUUUAAUUAUCUUAACUAAUAACGCUCUUCAUAACCUGCCUCGCAAUAUUUCACAUAUUCCUCCUUACAAAACUUCUUGUAAUCCUACUAGCGUAAUCUGUUGCUUACAAUUGCUUUUCAAAUAAUUCACAUAUUUAUUACAGUCCUCUGAGAAUCUCUGGUCCCGCAGGUUUCGAAUCCUUCCUGUCAUCUUAUCUAAUUCUGCAUUGUCCAUUAAUUUCAUCUGCCAUUCUUCUUUUGUCGGUAAUUCUUCUUGUUUCCAUUUCUGGGCCCCAGCUGCUCUUAUUCAGCCAGUUACUGAGAGGGGCAAAGGAACAGGGUUCUCUCAAUAGCUGGCAGCGGUGCAAAGCGCUGGGAAGUCUGUGCUGGCUGCUUGGAAGUGCAGCUCACCCAGCUUGCAGUCCUGAUACAGGAGCGGUUAUUUGGCUUACAGGCAGAGGGGGUGUGUGUGUGUGUGUGUGUGUGUGUGUGUGUGCGCAAAACAAAUUGCAACUCCUUCCGUUCAAACUAUGUGAGGAAUGUGCAGCCUCUUGCUAAGCAAGGUCAAUGCUCAGAGACUGGGUGCUUAAGAAGUAUUUUCAAAGCUCUUAAAAAUGUUCUGUUCUUGCCACUACAGAACGGCUACCUUAACCGGUUGAAGGGAAUCCGCGAUACCUUGGAAUUGUCACCAUUCUUCAGGGGCCACGAGGUAAAAACUAAACCGCCUUUCUAUGAUCUCUUUUUUAGAAAGGUUAGAAUUCUUGUCAAAGCAAAGUUCAGUUUACCUAAACAAGUUAGCAGACUAGAAUCCUUCCACAAGCUUUGGAAUUGCAUCACUAUUUGAUGUUCAAUAAAUAGCUGGCGUGGGGUGGGGACAAAUUACAUGGGGACCAUAAUGCAGGGGGACCAUACUGCAGCCCUGAUCAGAACCACUCCUACCCAACCCCCUGGUAUUCACAUUAUGUAGAAUGCUCCCAAGUGCAGGGCCCCCGAUUUUGGUCAGGGCUGGGGUUGAAGGGAGGAAAUCCCCUCUCUCACACACACCCACAUUAUAUUCCCAAUCUGGCUUGCCCCCCCCCCCCGCCAUUUAUGUGAUGAAAAGUCCCGUUCUCAUUUGGCCCUGAAAGUCUGAAUAAAUGUGAGUGACCAGGUUGCCUCCUUGACUAAGGACAGAAAGAGAGGGGAUUUCGCCCCCAGUGCAUUUGGGGAGCUUCCUAUCCCUGGAGAUUCAGGCCUUUCAGUUUUAGGCUGGCAGCGGGUGGCAGAACUUAUCUUAACUCUCCUAAAACUGCUGCUUGGAAUUGAAUUUUUAACUGGGUUUGCGACUUGGGAAAGUGGAUAUUCAACAACUGCUUUUUUUUUAAUUGGCAAAGAGAGUUUCUACUCCUCUCAUGUUGCAUGUUUUAACUUCCCCAUGACCUUGAGAGCUAGCAGCCUUGUUUUCAUAUAACCCAAGAGUGCUAUGAACACAGCAGGCCCAACCCCAUAGAAUGCCAAGUUCUGCCUUUAGACCAAAGCCGGCCCAGCCAUGAAGCAAGGGGAGGCAGCUGCCUCAGGUGGCAGAAACAGAAGAGGUGGCGCUGCCUCAAGCACCCAACUGCUGCCUUGGAAGCAAACCACAUAAGGACUGGAGAGGGACCAGCGCCAAAGCUCUGUGUAACACCUCCCCUCUCAGCAAGUUGACAAAGAAGGGAGGUCUUUCACCGGCCAGUUUUGCUGUCAGACAGGCAGGGAGUUCAGAAAGUGGUUAAGGAAGGGAGCAAUUAGUAUUGGGCGAAUGCUGACCGCAUGCCUUCGAAUCCUGUGUGAUAAUCCCCUUUUUAUUUUUUCCUGUCGCAGGUAAUCGGGAGUUCCCUCCUCUUCAUCCACGACAAGAAAGAACAGGCCAAAGUCUGGAUGAUUGACUUUGGGAAAACCACCCCACUGCCAGAGGGAGAGGUCCUCCAGCACAACGUGCCCUGGAUAGAAGGGAAUCGGGAGGACGGCUACCUUUGGGGGCUGGAGAACCUCAUUGAGAUCCUAACGGAGUUGUCUCAGAGUGAAGACCUGCAUUAAAGUCCAACUCUGCCACUACUCAGAAGCCAGCCCCUCAAACUGACUUUCUGAACUGCACUACAAGACACUUUCUGCCCACCCUCUCCUUCCCAGUUCUAAAAAUUAGAAGCUCUUUUUAUUUAAGGUGUAAAUAUGCAGUUAUAUAUAUGCCAGAACAAAUGCUGGACCUGAAGCCAAGCUUGGGACGAUGGAAGUGCAUACCAAUAUUGACUUUUUAGUCUUUAGCAGUUAAGGAUAGCAUAAAUUCCCCCUUCAGUAGUUCUUAUGCAAUCUGUGUUUAACCAGUAAGGGUUUGUACAGUUCUCAUACACCUCCGUUGAAUUAAGACAGUGCCCUAGUCUUGCUUAAAUUCCAUCUACCGGUAGCUAAAAGCUGUAGAGCGAAGGAGAGACUGAGUUGCAAUUAUCUGCUGCCCUCUUGUGCCCAAAGUUAGUACAUUACUUGGGCCGCUGAUUUUAAAGGCAGUUUGCUGGGAUUAUAGGUGCUCUUUCCUCCUGAGAAGCUUCGGAGUCUUUGGAAUCAAAAACUUAAUGAGAACGUCCUUGGAGAAAUAUAACUGGUAUUCUUGAACAGCGGCCUUUUAACAUGUACUAACCUUGGUGUAGUUAAUCUGCAUACAAGAGCUUGUUGGAAUAACUUAAUAUCAAGUCUUACUUUUCAAUAUAUUUGAGCAAUUUCUUGCCAGCAUACGGCAGCUGCGCAAUCGCUGAGUAGUUAGUUGAAUGACUAGCAAAGCUCUGUCUGCUCCUGAGGGUUACAUUUGAUAGUGCAUCCACUUGUCUGCUGGGGUUGGGUUUGGACUGCUGGCGAGAAAAGUUCCGAUCCCUUGCUCUAAGCCAGGGGCUCUAACCCCCGCCAGGGGUUCCUGAACUGCGACCCCCAUCAUCCCCAAGCAUUGGCUGUGCUGGCUGGGGGCUGAUGGGAGUCCACAGUUUUCCUGCUUUUGCCAAGACUUUAGUUGUCUUGGAGCGACCUAGUAGCCCGUCAGAUGAAGGGCUGGCUUGCAAUGGGAAGGGCUAUACCUGCCAUUCAGGUUUCUCUUUGUUAACACUGCAGACCCUUUUAAAGUGGCAAGCAACUUCUCAGGUGUGCUCUUGCAAAACAUUCCAGUACUCACAUCUCAAAGGGCAGCAUUUACUGAUGUCAGGAGGGGAGAACAGUAUGUUUGCUUUCCCCCCCUCUAGGAAUUCACGAGUGCUGCAGAAACCUUGAGAAGGGGGACUGUUCAGUUGAGGUCACAGACUUUCCAGAUUUGUUUUUUUUCCCUGGAUGGUGUCAGUACCAACAAAUCCUUAAACCUUUCCAUGUUCACGAUGCAUCCCAGAUGCUUCCAGAACCCAUUGCUUCCACUCUUCCCAGUAGUCAUGUGGCAACCCUGUUUGCCCUUGCAAUGCUCUGGCUGCAGUUUCUUAUCUCGAGUUGGUUCUAAUGCUGCAACAAGUGUGUGUGUUUUGCAGGAUGGGAUGAUGCCCCUUGGCUCCUUUUUCAAGGAUGCAAACUCCUCGGGGGAUUCCUUCAUUUGUAUCUCACUAGGCCCCUAUCUGUCAACCUUCAGUGCUGUUGUAAAUAGUUGCUUUGUUUGGCUGCUUUUCCCCUUCAGGUUUCCUUUGCUGUUUAAUAAUAGCCUGUGUGGAAGUGCCUUAUGGACUACUUUCUGUUCCAUUAAUGUCAUGGAAAAGUGGUUUGUUUUUUUAAAAAGUUCUAUUUAUUGCCAUUCCUUUUUUUAGUUGCCUAGAACACUAAGUCUUAAUGCAUGGAAUCUUUUAAAUAAUAAUGCUAAGUUUUCAAAACAUAUUUUUUUUCCAUGUCUGUGGCGGGCAGGGAGCGAGUCCUUGAAGCAGUGUAAGUUUAUACCAUUUUUAAACUUGUAUUUAGCUUUUAAAUUGCUUCUAUUAUAUAUACAUUUUUAUUUUUUUAAGCCUGUUUGUAAAACAAGAUUCCUUGCUUUGUGGCUUUCAAAGAAGUGAAUUGUUUCUCCAGAUGUCUCUUAAGGCCCUCCUGGAGACUGGAACUCUUGCUGUGAGGUAGUUCUCCCAACACAUAUUUCUCCCGGAUUAGCGAUGACACGAAGAACUUGCCGAGUUAUAAAACUCCACCUAUGCACAGUGCCUGUAAGUCAAAUAACUCAAAAUAAAGGCAUACAAAAUGGC
Podarcis lilfordi (Lilford's wall lizard) is the source of this 81632-nucleotide messenger RNA. The record is from the annotation of a GenBank genome assembly. NCBI's taxonomy places the organism in Eukaryota, Metazoa, Chordata, Lepidosauria, Squamata, Lacertidae.